Messenger RNA from Acanthaster planci (crown-of-thorns starfish), 52257 nucleotides. Its product is annotated as titin-like. The record is from RefSeq and is a predicted model, not a curated record. NCBI's taxonomy places the organism in Eukaryota, Metazoa, Echinodermata, Asteroidea, Valvatida, Acanthasteridae. Gene Ontology annotation, biological process: protein phosphorylation. Gene Ontology annotation, molecular function: protein binding; protein kinase activity; ATP binding.
AUGGAAAGUGAGAGAUCUGUGGACAUUGAGAUAGAAGGCACAGCCCCUACAGAGGCGGUUUCCUUUGAAAUAUCAAGUGGAGAGGUCUCAGUGGAAGGCCUACCAACUGAGGAUAAAGCAGUUGUGAUCCGUGCACUUCCAUCUCAGCCUGCACCCAAAGAAAAGGAAGAGAGACUCCUGUCUGUAACAGAGGAGGAAUUCGAAAUAGCCACUACUGUCAAAGUAGCUCCCUCUGAAGAACUUGAAGCUGAAGAACUUGAGGUGUUCGAGGAAUCCCAGCCAGUUCCGGAUCAGAAACCGGGCACAGAAGCUGUGACAGUUGAAGUUGGCAAGAUGCCAUCUGUUAUCAGAGUUGACUCUGUCGAGAGAGUACCUCUUCCAGUCAGGGAGCGCAUGGAGUCGUACCCAGAAGAAGAGCUGUCUGAGGCAUCUGUCAUCAAAUUAGUUCCUGAGAGAGAGGAAGAAGCAGAAGUCCUGCCUGAAGAGGAACUAGACCAAGCAGCAGCAGAAAAGAUUAAAGAAGUUCCUGCUGAUAAGGCCGUGAAGAAGAUUGUCCAACCAAAAGAAGCACCAGAAGAAGUUUCCUUGAUUCAACCCAGGAAGCCCCUGGAAUCAAUGACGGAAGAAGAGCUUCAAGAGGCUGUUACUGUUGAGCUUGCUCCCAGGGAUGAGUACGAGGCUGAGAAGAUAACACCUGAACAACCUGCAAAGCUACGUCCACAGAAAUCAGUUGAAGAGGUAGUGCCUUUGGAUCAGGUUGAAAAACAGAAAGCCUCUGUCAUUAGAGGUCCAGCUGAGAUGACAGCAGCCCCCUCUAUCCCAACUGUCGAGAGGCUAGGAUCUGUCUCAGAGGAAGAACUUGCUGAGGCAACAACAAAGCAGUAUAUCCCCGAUGACAUUGAGGAGGCAGCUGAACUUCCAGAAUCAGUGACAGUUGAUGUCACUGCUGAAGAAAUCUCAGAAGUUGGUGUCACAGUCAGCAGUGUGUCCAAGAAGAAGCCAGCAUUGAUCACCGCCACUCCCCAAGAAGUGGAACUGACGAAAAAGCCUUCUCCAGAUUCACAAGAAGCAAUCAUUUCACUCAAGAGACUUGGUUCUGUCACAGAAGAAGAACUUAGAGAAGCUGCUGUAAAACCUUUUCCAGAGAAAGAAGAGGAAGCUGAAGUUUUUGUGAGUGAUGAAGUUACAGAAGCAGUACCACAGGAGCUUCCUAGUGAAGCUGCUGACAAGGCAGGAAAAAGAGUUCCAUCUGUCAGAACAGCUCCUGAAGAGGUGGCCAUAGUAAAACCUGUCAAGAAACCUGUAGCUGUUAGGGAAGAGGACAAGGAACAGAUUGAUCUUGUGUAUGAACGGACAGAGUACCUGGAUGUCGUAGAGGAGGAAGAUCUGAAAGAAGCUGCCUCAAAACAACUGCCUUUUGAGAAGGAAGGCGAGGCUGAAGAAUUUGUGGUGGGUGAAGUUCCUAAGGCUAAACCAGAGGAGGUUCCUAGUGAAGAUGUUUCUUUGGAAGUUGUGUCAAAGAAAAAGCCAUUGCCAGUCAGAGAGGCUCCAGAGGAAGUCACAGUUACAAAGCCAAGACCAAAACUGGAUUCAUAUGAGGAAGAAGAGCUUCAAGAGGCUGCAGUUGUAAGAGUUGCUUCAGAGGUGGUUGAGGAGUACGAGGAUCUUCCAAUAGAGGAAACAGAGGCAUAUUCCCCCGAAACAGCAACUGCAGCAGUUGACAGAGCUUCCAAAAAGCAAGUGCCACUGAGAGAAGCACCAGAGGAGGUGACACUUGAGCAACCCAAAGCUCGCAUGGCUUCUUUUGAUGAAGAAGACCUUAAAGAAGCAGUUUCAAUCAGUGUCACCCCUCGAAAGGAAGAGGAAGCUGAAGUCUUGGUAGAUUUGGCAAAACCAGAAGAGACAAAAUCUGAGUCAAUGCCUUCUGUUGAUGUUUCAUUAGAGGUUUCCAAGAAGCCUGCUUUUGUCAGGGAAGCUCCCGAGGAGGUUCAAGUAAGGAGACCCCUUGCAAAAAUGGAAUCUGUGGAGGAGGAAGAACUUCGAGAGGCUGUGACAGUAAGGGCUGUACCUCAGAAGGAGGAGGAUUUAGAUGUUGUUGCCCCAGUUGAGAUACCGGAGGAGGUUGCCCCAGUUGAAAAAGAUAUUCCCGGGACAGUUUAUGAGAGGAAACCAGUCGUCAUCUCACAUCCAUAUGAACCAGAGCCGGAGUAUUUGCCAUCUAGAGAGUUGCUUGAGACUCUCCCGGAGGAACAGCUUGAGACAGCUGUUACAGCAAGAAUAAUUCCUCGAGAUGAAUUUAAAGCUGAGGCACUGCCUUCUGAAGAAGUGUCACCAGCAGCAGCGACACCGGACAAAACACCAGGCGAAAUUUCCCUAGAUGUUGGCAAAAAGCCUCUUGUCCAUAGCAUACCCGAGGUAGAAAAGGGUCCACAGCUGUUAGAGGUGGAAGGGAUUACAGUAGAAGACUUGGAGUCACAGGAGGCCAUGGAGGUGGUUGUUGAGGAAGAGGGAAAAGCAGUGGAGCUACCUGUUGCACCUGUCAUUACUGACAAGUUCAAGAGCAAGAGUGUCAAAGAAGGUAAACCUGUCAAAUUUACCUGCACAGUCACUGCCACACCGGAUACUAAAAUUCAGUGGUUCCAUGAACAAAAACUUCUUGAGUCAACAACCAGGCACAUCCAAACCUUUGAAGAAGGAGUUGCAACUCUUGAGAUCCCACAGCCGAGGCCUAAGGAUGUUGGUGAAUACAAGUGCAUUGUGGUUAAUGUAGCUGGCGAAGAUGUCUGCUCAGCUAAGCUCACUGUCACAGAAGUCAAGCAAGCUCCUUCUUUCACGGAAAAACCUGAAGUCCCUGAGACCCCCGAAACCACUGAUGCUGUUUUCAGAUGCAAAGUUGAUGGCUUCCCCAAGCCCGCCGUCACAUGGAACAAAGGAUGGAAACAAAUAAAAACAGGAGGGCGCUUCUCAAUCUCAUUUGAUGAGGAUACAGAAGAGAGCAUCCUCACGAUUAAGGAAACAACUUCAGCAGAUGCUGGAAAGUACACCUGCUACCUCAAGAGUCCUCUUGGGGAAGACAGCGCUUCCGUGAGUCUCAAAAUCACUGAAAAACCCAAAGAGGAACUAGCUGAACAAGUGCCUGUAGAAGAACUGGAGGAGGUUGAGGUUCUCAUGGAGAUAUCUAAGCCUAAAGAAAUCAGCCCUGAAGUUGUACCUGUUAAAGGGCCUGAAGAGAUACUUCCUGAAAAGAAGCCAACUGUAAGAGAAGCUCCUGAAGAGGUCGAGAAAGUUCUCAAGCCUCAAGUUUCUUUAGAUGCUGUCUCAGAAGAAAAGCUAGAAAUUGCAGGGGUUGCCAAAGUGCCGGACACUGAACAUGUUCAGAUUCUUGUUGAGACUGGAAAGCCUGAGGAAGUCGUUGUUGAACUUGCAGAAGCUCCAAUAGAAGUAACUCCUGAAAAGAAGCCAGCUGUUAUUUCCGUGCCAGAAGAGGUAGUGGCCAAAGUACCAGCAACUCAGACAGCAAUGGAAGCUGUCGUGGAGGAACAGCUGGAAACGGCAGUUAUAGCUAAGUUUGUUCCUAAUGAAGAAGAUGAAGUUGACGUUCUGGCUGAGAUCAAGAAGCCUGAGGAGAUCACACCUGCUGUUGUUUCCAUCGAAGAAGCUCCUGAGCAUAUCAAAACCAAGAAGAAGCCAUCAUUCAUUAUUGCCUCUGAGGAUGAAGUCUCCAUCAAGCCAAAACCUAAACUUGCACUUGAAGGGGUCACUGAGGAAAAGCUGGAAACAGCUGUAACAGCAAUGGUGGCACCUCAACCAGAAGAACAAGUUGAAGUCUUGGCUGCAUUCAUGAAGCCAGAAGAAGCUGUUCAAACUGAGGAGGAGAUUCCUAAAGAGGUUAAGCCAGAGGAAAAGCCUGCCAUCAUAUCAACCCCAGAGGAAGUGGUUGCUGCAGCACCUGCACCACAGGAAUACCUUGAGAUAGUUGCUGAAGAGGAAUUGGAGACCGCUGUUACCAGAGUUGCUCCUCAACCUGAAAAUGAAGCUGAUUUGCUUCCAGCUGUUCAGAAGGUCACUCCAACGGAAGCUGUUGAAGCAAUAACCCCAUCAGAGGUAACUCUUGAUGUCCCUGAGAAACCACCAACUUUGAGAGGUUUACCAGAGAAGGAAAUACUUCCAGAACAGCUUUUGGAAGCUGAGGUUUUCCCAGAAGAAGAAAUGGAGAAACAUGAGGCCGUUGAAGUUGUUGUGGAAGAAGAAGAGAAGGUCGAGGUAAUGCCAGUUGCACCUGUCAUUACUCACAAGUUUAAGAGCACGACUGUCAGAGAAGGGAAGCCAGUGAAGUUUGUUUGCACUGUUAUUGGAACACCCAAACCUGAGAUCAAGUGGUUCCUAAACAAGGAAGUACUUGAGGCAAGUGCUCGUUUCAUCCAAACCUUUGAAGAAGAUGUUGCCACAUUGACAAUUGAGCACCCAAAACCCAAGGACGCUGGAGAGUAUAAGUGUGUGGUCAUCAACUCAGCGGGAGAGGACAUCUGUAAUGCCAAACUGACUGUCACAGAAAUCAAAAGAGGGCCUUCAUUCACCAAGAAACCACAGGUUGAAGAUACCCCUGAAGGAACUGAGGCAGUCUUCCGAUGCAAGGUUGAUGGUUUCCCCAAACCUACAGUUACCUGGAACAAAGGUUGGAAACAGAUCACUACAGGAGGAAGAUUCAGCAUCAGCUUUGAUGAGGACACUGAAGAAAGUGUCUUGUCAAUCAAGGACACUGCCCCUUCAGAUGCUGGGAAGUACACUUGCUAUCUCAAGAACCCUCUUGGACAGGAGAGCUCAACUGUGAGUCUCAAAAUCACUCCCACGCCUGAGGAGCAACUGGAGGAGGAUGAGGUCACUCCCAAGCCAGAAGUAAAGCCAGAGGAGUGGGCACUUGUCCAUGAGGUGGAGCAAGUUGAGGUGAUACCUCAGGUUUCAAAGCCGGAGGAGGUUACACCUGAAGUGGUAACUGUUGAGGAGGUUGAAGAGAAACCGAAAGCAGUUGAAGCAGUGGUGAACGAACAAGCUGAGACUGAAGUAGCAUUCAAGGUCAGGCCUCAUGUCAGUGAAGAAGUAGUUCUUCCAGUUAGCACUGAGCCUGAACAAAUUACUCUCGAAAUUGUCCCAGAAAUCACUCCAAAGCCUGAGGAAAAACCUGAGGAAGAAGACAAACCAGAAGGAAAGCCAAAGGAGCCAAAUUCUUUGAAGAUUCCAGAGCAAAUUGAAGUUAUUCUCGAGGUUCCAAAACCAGAGGAGGUUCCUACUGAAAUGGUUGCUUUACAAGAAAUAGAAGCACAACCUGAAGAGACAGAUAAAGUCCAUACUUCCAAAGUUGACAUUGAAGCAGUGGUGGAGGAACAAGCUGAGACUGAAGUAACAUUCAAGGUCAAGCCUCUUGUCAAGGAAGAAGUGGUUCUUCCAGUAAGCACUGAGCCUGAGGAAGUCAGUGUGGAAGUCGUCCUAGAAGAGGAGACCAAACCUGAGGAAGUUCCUGAAAGGAAGCCGACCUUCACUGUGAGUUCUGAAGAGGAAGUCAGCAAAGUUUUUAAACCUACAGUUUCUGUGAAGGCUGAGGAACAGGUGGAUUCAGCAGUUACUGCCCAGUUCAAGCCUCGCCAAGAAGAAGAGGUUGAAGUGCAAGCUGCAUUUAAGAGACCAGAAGAAGAAAUCCCGGCAGCUGUUCCUGUAAAAAUAGCAGCUGCUAAACCUAAGCCAACCUUUGUUGAAGAGGAGCUUCCUUAUGCCGCUCAAGCCUAUCCGGAAAAGUUGGAAGGUCUUCCAGAGGAAGAACUAGAGACAGCAGUCACUAAACAUGUUGUACAACCCACAGAUGAAGCUGGUGUACUUCCUUCCAGGGAGGAGGUAGUUCCUUUGACAGCUACUACCAAAUUAGCCCCUACUGAGGUCUUAGACAUCUCUGAGAAGAAGCCAGAAAAGAUCAGAGGCUUUCCAGAGAAAGAGGCUGUGCCUGAAGAGUUGGAAGAGGUAGAAGCCAUUCCAGAAGUAACAUUAGGGAAGCUGGAAGCUGUGGAGACUGUCGUUGAAAGUGAAGAGAAGGUUGAAGAACUUCCUGUUGCACCUGUCAUCCUCCACAAGAUCAGAGACAAGAGCACCAAAGAAGGGAAGCCAGUGAAAUUUACUCUCACUGUAACUGGAAGACCCCAGCCGGAAGUCAAGUGGUUCUUAAACAAGGAACUUCUUGAGGCAAGUGCUCGUUACAUCCAAACCUUUGAGGAAGAUAUUGCCACAUUGACUAUUGAGCAUCCAAAACCUAAGGAUGCUGGAGAGUACAAGUGUGUGGUUGUCAACACAGCAGGAGAAGACAUCUGCAAAGCCAAGUUGACCGUGAUUGAAGUCAAAAGAGGACCAUCAUUUGCCGAGAAGCCACAGGUUGAAGAUACACCUGAAGGUAAUGAAGCCAUAUUCCGAUGCAAGGUUGAUGGUUUCCCCAAACCUGAAAUUACAUGGAACAAAGGUUGGAAACAGAUUACAAGUGGAGAAAGAUAUGCUAUCACCUUUGACGAGGAUACUGAUGACAGUGUCUUGACAAUUAAGGACACAACCCCCUCAGAUGCUGGGAAGUACACUUGCUAUCUGAAGAGUCCUCUAGGACAGGACAGCUCCACAGUGAGUUUAAAAGUCACACCUAAGCCCGAAGAGAAACCUGAGGAAGAAGACAAACCAGAAGAAAAGCCUGAGGAGAAAGCUCCAGUCCCAGAAGUUGAGCAAAUUGAGGCAGUGCCUGAGGUUUUGAAACCAGAGGAGGUUCCGACCGAAGUAAUUUCUGUUGAGGAGGUCGAAGCAGUCCCUGAAGAGAAACCAAAGGUCCCAUCAGCCAAAGUUGACAUUGAAGCAGUGGCAGAGGAACAAGCUGAGACUGAAGUAACAUUCAAGGUCAAGCCCCAUGUCAAGGAAGAAGUGGUUCUUCCAGUUAGCACUGAGCCCGAGGAAGUCACUGUGGAAGUUGUCCCAAAAGAAGAGACCAAACCUGAGGAAGUUCCUGAAAGGAAGCCGACCUUCACUGUAAGUUCUGAAGAGGAAGUCAGGAAAAUCUUUAAACCUAAAGUUUCUGUGAAGGCUGAGGAACAGGUGGAUUCAGCAGUUACUGCCCAGUUUAAGCCUCACCAAGAAGAAGAGGUUGAAGUCCAAGCUGCAUUCAAGAGACCAGAAGAAGAAAUCCCGGCAGCUGUUCCUGUAGAAAAAGCAGCUGCUAAACCUAAGCCAACCUUUGUUGAAGAGGAGCUUCCUUAUGCAGCUCCAGCCUAUCCGGAAAAGUUAGAAGGUCUUCCAGAAGAAGAGCUAGAGACAGCAGUCACUAAACACAUUCUGCAGCCAACAGAUGAAGCUGGUGAACUUCCACCCGCAGAGGAGGUAGUUCCCAUUGAAGCUACUCCCAAAUUAACUCCUACAGAGGUCCUAGACAUCUCUGAGAAGAAGCCAGAAAAGAUCAGAGGCUUUCCAGAGAAAGAGGCUGUGCCUGAAGAGUUGGAAGAGGUAGAAGUUAUUCCAGAAGUAACACCAGAGAAGCUGGAAGCUGUGGAGACUGUUAUGGAGAGAGAAGAGAAGGUUGAGGAACUUCCUGUUGCACCCGUCAUCCUCCACAAGAUCAGAGACAAGAGCACCAAAGAAGGGAAGGCAGUGAAAUUUACUUGCACUGUGACUGGAACACCCCAGCCUGAAAUCAAGUGGUUCUUAAACAAGGAUCUUCUUGAGGCAAGUACUCAUUUCAUUCAAACCUUUGAGGAAGAUGUUGCCUCAUUGACUAUUGAGCAUCCAAAACCUAAGGAUGCUGGAGAGUACAAGUGUGUGGUCGUCAACACAGCAGGAGAAGAUGUCUGCAAAGCCAAGUUGACCGUGAUUGAAGUCAAAAGAGGACCAUCAUUUAUCGAGAAGCCACAGGUUGAAGAUACACCUGAAGGUAAUGAGGCCAUCUUCCGAUGCAAGGUUGAUGGUUUCCCCAAACCUGAAAUUACAUGGAACAAAGGUUGGAAACAGAUUACAAGUGGAGGAAGAUUUGCUAUCACCUUUGACGAGGAUACUGAUGACAGUGUCUUGACAAUUAAGGACACAACCCCCUCAGAUGCUGGGAAGUACACUUGCUAUCUGAAGAGUCCUCUAGGACAGGACAGCUCCACAGUGAGUUUAAAAGUCACACCUAAGCCCGAAGAGAAACCUGAGGAAGAAGACAAACCAGAUGAAAAGCCUGAGGAAAAAGCUCCAGUCCCAGAAGUUGAGCAAAUUGAGGCAGUGCCUGAGGUUUUGAAACCAGAGGAGGUUCCUACAGAAGUAAUUUCUGUUGAGGAGGUCGAAGCAGUCCCUGAAGAGAAACCAAAGGUCCCAUCAGCUAAAGUUGACAUUGAAGCAGUGGCAGAGGAACAAGCUGAGACUGAAGUAGCAUUCAAGGUCAAGCCCCAUGUCAAAGAAGAAGUGGUUCUUCCAGUAAGCACUGAGCCCGAGGAAGUCAGUGUGGAAGUUGUCCUAGAAGAGGAGACCAAACCUGAGGAAGUUCCUGAAAGGAAGCCGACCUUCACUGUGAGUUCUGAGGAGGAAGUCAGCAAAGUUUUUAAACCUAAAGUUUCUGUGAAGGCUGAGGAACAGGUGGAUUCAGCAGUUACUGCCCAGUUCAAGCCUCACCAAGAAGAAGAAAUUGAAGUGCAAGCUGCAUUCAAGAGACCAGAAGAAGAAAAACCGGCAGCUGUUCCUGUAGAAAAAGCAGCUGCUAAACCUAAGCCAACCUUUAUUGAAGAGGAGCUUCCUUAUGCAGCUCCAGCCUAUCCGGAAAAGUUGGAAGGUCUUCCAGAAGAAGAGCUAGAGACAGCAGUCACUAAACACAUUCUGCAGCCAACAGAUGAAGCUGGUGAACUUCCAUCUGCAGAGGAGGUAGUUCCCAUCGAAGCUACUCCCAAACUCGCUCCUACAGAUUUCUUAGACAUUUCUGAGAAGAAGCCAGAAAAGAUCAGAGGCUUUCCAGAAAAAGAGGCUGUGCCUGAAGAGUUGGAAGAGGUAGAAGCCAUUCCAGAAGUAACACCAGAGAAGCUGGAAGCUGUGGAGACUGUUAUGGAGAAAGGGGAGAAGGUUGAGGAACUUCCUGUUGCACCCGUCAUCCUCCACAAGAUCAGAGACAAGAAAGUGAAAGAAGGAACACCCAUGAAAUUCACAUGCACCGUUUCUGGGGAACCCAAGCCGGAAGUCCAAUGGUUCAGGGAUGGCACUCUCCUUCAACCUUCCAGUAAAAACAUCCAGACCUUUGAAGCUGACACAGCCGUCUUGGCUUUACCCAAACCUAAACCAAGGGAUGCUGGCGAGUACAAAUGUGUUGCUAUCAAUCCAUCAGGGGAAGAUUACUGUACCGCCACACUGAUUGUUCAAGAAAUAAGGAAAGCACCAUCAUUUGAAGAAAAACCAACAGUACCAAGUACACCUGAGGGUACUGAUGCCGUUUUCCGCUGCAAAGUGGAAGGCUCCCCCAAACCGGAAGUCUCUUGGUCCAAGGGCUGGAAGCAGAUCAAGCCAGGAGCAAAGAUAGACAUCACCUUUGACGAUACAACCCAGGAGAGUGUGCUGACUAUCAAGGAUGUCAAGCCUUCUGAUGCUGGCAAGUACACCUGCAAGCUGAGCAACCAACUGGGAGAAGAGAAGGCCGACGUCAGUCUGGUGGUCACCCCAAAACCAAAAGAAGAGAAGAUCCCAGAGAAGCCUGAGAUGAAGGAGGAAAAGAAACCAGAAGAAAAAGUUGAACCACUGCCUACUGAGGAGAUGAAGCCAGCCAAACUAGAGGAGAUGCCUGCUGAGGUGACGCCAGAAAAGAUUAUUCCUGUCACUAAGGCGGAGGUAGAAACUGCACCAACCCAAGAACCAGAAGGUCCAGCAAAGUUUGUUGCAAAACCUGGAGCUUUUGUUGAGUCUAUCGAAGAUGAGGAUGCCAUGAUCACUUAUGAGAUCAGUGAUGAUAUGACGGAUGUGAAAUGGUUCCGGGAAGGAGAGGAGAUUCAAGAAGGUGAAAAGUUUGCCUUCAAGAAGGAUGGGCGUCGUCGCUCCCUUGUUAUCAAAGACGCAACCCUUGAGGACAAAGCCAGGUAUAUGUGCGUUCUCCCAGAAGACAAGGCAGGCACAAAGCUCUUUGUGAAAGAAACUGUCCACAUUGUCAAUAUCCCAGAAGAGAUGACAAUCAAGGAGGCAGAUAAGGGAAUGCUGAAGGUGGAGUUCAACAAAGACGUCUCCCGUAAGAGGGUCACCUUCUUCAAGGAUGGCAAGGAGCUGAAGUCCAGCAAGAAGUACAAGAUUGUCCGCAAGGAGAACACGGCCACCUUGACCAUCAAUGAUGUGGUCCCAGAGGAUGCUGGAGAGUAUACAGUCACGGCAGAGGAGGUGAAGGCAACAGUGACGAUGUUUGUUGAAGAGAAGCCCAAACCCAACCCGCCAAUCUUUGUGCAGGUACCCAAGGCUCUGGACAUCAUUGAAGGUGAGUCUGCCACCUUUCGCUUCAAAGUUAGCGGUACUCCAGCUCCAACAAUUCAGUGGUUCAAAGGAUGGCGGGAGAUCACACCCGGUGAUCAGUUCUCCAUGACGUAUGACGAGGAGACCGACGAGCAUCGCUUCAUUAUCCAUUCUGUCACUAUCAAAGAUGCCGGCAAGUACCAGUGUCAGCUGGUCAGCGAGAACGGCCAGACCAAGUACGGCGUCUCUUUAAUGGUGCAAGAGAAGCCAGCAGAAGAGGCUCCGUUUGUCGUCCCAUUGAAGAGACGUCCCUCCCAGGAAGUCAAACAGCAAGAGGAAAUUGACAUCAUGGCACUCCUGCGGGGCAUUGAGCCCAAGGACUAUGAGAAGGUGUUGCGGGAGGCUGGCGUCUAUGACUUCCGAGCAAUCCUGAAGCAUCUCAAGAUGAUGCAGAAGGAGAUGGAAAUCGAGGAGGAGCCAGUCUAUGAGGUGCUGGCAGAAGGAGAUGAAAUUGAAGAAGUGGAAGCGCUGCAAAUCGAGUCGCCCAUUUUCUCAGUUGCACCUGCCCCAACUGUCUUGAGCCGUGCUGCUGAACCACCCAAAGAGGAGUUUCUGUUUGUGGAGGAGCUGGAACCAGUGAAUGUGGCACCCAGUGAGACAGCCGAGCUCAUCUGCACGGUCUCCAAUGAAGCAGCCAAAGUCAAGUGGUUCUGCGGGGAUGAAGAAAUCCUGAUAGAUGAUGGCAAAUACAAGACCAAACAAGAGCAGAGGAGGCACUCCUUGAUAAUCACUGAUGUGACCACAGAAGAUGCUGGAAAGUACUUGUGUGCAAUGGGAGAUAAAAUCACUUCAACGUUGCUCACAGUAACUGCAGAAAUGCCCGAAAUUUUGAAGGAUCUCCAGAGUCAGAAAGCUGAUGAAUCAGAAGAUGUUGAGUUCACCUGUGAGCUUACUGACGACCUCCCGGAGGAUGUCGAUGUCACCUGGUUCAAGGCAGACACCGAGAUUGAGCCUAGCGUCAAGUAUGAGUUGAAGAAGGACAAGCGCAGGUUGUCACUGGUUGUCCAUGACUUGAAGAAAGAGGACCAAGCUGCUUACACAGUGGCAAUUGGAGAAAGACGCUCUUCAGCAACUCUUCAAGUCAAAGCUUUCACUCUCACUCCACUGCAAGACACCAAAGCGACCGAAUUUGACAAGACUGCCACGUUUGAAUGCACAGUCUCCAGUGAGAAGGCUGUGGUGACGUGGCUGAAGGAUGGUGAGAAGAUUGAGGCUGGUCCCAAGUACGAGAUCCAAGAGGAUGGGACGCAACGUGUUCUCAUCGUUCACAAUAUCUCACCAGAAGACAGAGGGAACUUCAGCUGUGUUGUAGGCGACGUUGAGUCUGUAGCCGCACUGAGCGUUGAAGCCACCAAAAUAACCAAACCACUGAGAGAAACUGAGACUACGGAAAAAGAGACAGUCACCCUGACCUGUGAGGUAUCACAUGAGAAGGGUGUUGUCAAGUGGCUUAAAGAUGGCAAAGACCUUCCGGACAGUCCACGGUACAAGACCAAGGCUGAGGGUAAGGUUCGAUCCCUGGUGAUCGAGGAUGUACAGCGCGAUGAUGAGGGUGAUUACACCUGUGUCGUUGGUGAUGACAAGACUACGGCUGGACUCUUUGUCAAGCCACCACCAGUUGAGUUCCUGACCGAGCUAACACCGAUCCAAGUCACAGAGAGGCAGACAGCAGAGUUUGUCUGCGAGGUCUCGGACGAGAAAGCCGAGGUAACCUGGCUGCGAGACGGCAAACCAGUUGAGCCCAGCGACAAGUACCUGAUUGUCAAGCAAGGCCGGGAACGUCGCCUCUCUGUCACAAACACCGAGUUUCCUGAUGAAGCUGACUAUUCUUGCGUCAUUGGGGAUCGAAAAACGACAGCUGAGCUCUUGGUUGACGAAGCUGAACCGGAGAUCGUUGUGUCCAUGCAAGAUGUUAAAGUGACCGAAGAUCAAGAAGCAACCUUUGUCUGUGAGCUUGACAAGGACACGUCCGAUGUUGUCUGGCUGAAGAAUGGCAAGGAGAUUGAGGAAGAUGACACAAAGUUUGAAGUACAGCGUAAGGGCCGUCGACACUCACUGAUUGUCAAAGACAUUGGCUUGGAUGAUGCUGCCGCCUACACAUGCGUCGUUGGCAGGAAAGAAAGUUCAGCGUCGCUCAUUGUAGAAGAGAAACCCAUUGAGUUCACUGAGCCCCUCCAACCGCUCCGAGCUAGCCCCGGUGACUCAACAACCUUCGAGUGCACCCUCAACAAAGACAACGUCGAGGUGGUGUGGAUGAGAAAUGACAAAGAGAUUAAGCCCAGUGAUCACUUUGAGAUCAAGAAGGAUGGCAAGCAUCAUAAGAUGACAGUCAAAGGUGUUCAGUUUGAAGAUGACGCUGAGUACACUGUGAAAGUGAAGGGGGCAGAGUCUAAAUCAUCCCUGGUUGUACAAGCUCCACCAAAGAUUGAAAUAGACACUGACAAACUGACGGUCACCAUCAAAGCUGGCUCCAAGAUUGUCAUUGAGGCCACUGUCAUUGGCUCACCCAAACCAACUACUACCUGGUCCAAAGACGGCACUGAACUCCAUCCAGACAAGCGCAUCACCAUGACAGCUGACAACACCAUGAGGGCAAAGGUCAAACUGACCAUUGACAAAUCAGAGAGGACGGACCUGGGAGAGUACACAAUCCUCGCAGCCAAUGAUCUUGGUUCCGAUACGGUUAUUGUCAAAGUCAUAGUCCUUGACAAACCUCAACCUCCAAAUAAUCUCCGAAUCACUGGAAUCACUCCUACGACUGUCUCGCUCAUUUGGGAGCCCCCUGAGGAUGAUGGAGGCAGCCCAGUCACGGAAUACAUCAUUGAGAAGAGAGACAUGAAGCGUGCUACGUGGUCCAAGGCAGGAACCACCACCUCUGCAGAGCUGGGAUUCACCGUCAUGAAGCUCUUGGAAGGAAAUGAGUACUUGUUCCGUGUUAUUGCAGUGAACAAGCACGGGCAGAGUGAGCCACGAGUACUUGGAUCACCUGUUAUUGCCAAACAUCAAUUUGAUGUGCCUCAUCCACCGGCCAAGCCCCAAAUCUCAGACAUUGACAAGACCAAGAUGACGAUCACCUGGUCUCCUCCCGAAUUUGACGGAGGCAGUGAGAUUACUGGUUACAUUCUCGAGAGGCAGGAAGUUGGCCGUGAUCGUUGGGCCAAAGUUCACAAGGUCCCAUUGACCGAUACGAUGUUCUCCUGUACUGAUUUGAUUGAAGGAAAGGAGUAUAUAUUCAGGGUGAUGGCUGAAAACAAAGCUGGUUUGAGUAAACCGAGCAAGCCAUCAGAUACUCACAUGGCCAAACCACCCUAUGAUGUCCCAGGGGCACCCAGCAAACCACAACCAGAGAAUAUUGAUGUUACUACAAUCUCCAUCACAUGGAACUCGCCUGAAUCAGAUGGUGGCUCCCCUGUGACUGGAUACAUCAUUGAAAGAUGUGAUGUCAGCCGUGGUCGCUGGGUCAGAGCCAAUCGUGAGAAGGUGACAGAGCUCACGUUCAAAGUUACAGAUCUGGUGGAAGGUAACAAGUACCAAUUUCGUGUCUCGGCAGAGAAUCUAGCAGGUGUUGGCACACCUAGUGAACCAUCUGAUACCAUUGUGGCAAAACUGCCUUUUGAUGUCCCAGGAGCUCCAGAGAAACCGACUGUCAGUGACAUUGACAGCACUAAAAUGACUGUCAACUGGUCACCUCCAUCAGCUGACGGUGGUAGCCCUGUCACUGGUUACAUCUUGGAACGCAAGGAGAAGACAUCAUCUAGGUGGACAAAAGUGACUAGAGAACCAGUCACAGAGACAGCACUGACUGUGAAAGAGCUGAUCGAAGGCAAGGAGUACGAGUUCCACGUAGCUGCUGUCAACAAGGCUGGAAGUGGACCAUUCAGUUCUCCAUCAGAGCCAAGAACGGCCAAGCCACCUUAUGAUGUUCCAGGUGCCCCAGAACGGCCUGCUGUUAGUGACGUUGACAGCCAUCAAAUGACUGUUACAUGGGAAACCCCCUCUGUCGACGGUGGCAGCCCAAUCACCGGCUACAUCCUUGAACGCAAGGAGAAAACUUCCUCAAGAUGGAUGAGGGUCACCAAAGAGACCGUCAUUGAGAAAACACUGACCAUCAAAGAUCUAAAUGAGGGGAAGGAGUAUGAGUUCCGUGUGGCCGCCGUUAACAAAGCCGGAAUGGGUCCAUUCAGUAAGCCAUCAGAACAACAGAAGGCCAAACCACCUUAUGAUGUGCCAGGCCCUCCUGAGAGACCCACAGUUAGUGAUGUUGACAGCACUAAAAUGACAGUAGCAUGGACAGCGCCUUCUGUUGAUGGUGGUAGUCCAGUCACCGGCUUCAUCGUGGAACGCAAAGACACGACAUCCACCAGAUGGAUGAAAGUGACCAAGGAACCGAUCUCCGAAACAAACCUUAUUGUUAAAGAUCUCAUCGAGGGCAAGGAGUAUGAGUUUCAUGUUGCUGCUGUCAACAAGGCUGGAACUGGCCCAUUCAGUGCUCCGUCAGAACCAAGAAUGGCUAAGCCACCCUAUGAUGUUCCUGGAGCACCAGAGAAGCCUGAAGUGACAGCAGUUGACAGAACACAGAUCACUAUCACCUGGUCACCUCCAGAAUCUGAUGGUGGCAGUCCCAUCACAGGUUACAUCGUUGAGAAGAAAGAAACCUCUUCCACAAGAUGGACAAAAGCUCAGAGAGACUCAGUCACAGAAACAACACUGACUGUGAAAGAUCUGAUUGAGGGCAAGGAAUAUGAGUUCCAUGUAGCUGCUGUCAACAAGGCUGGAACCGGACCAUUCAGUGCUCCAUCGGAACCAAGAAUUACUAAAGCUCCUUAUGAUGUUCCAGGAGCACCAGACAAACCUGAGGUGACAGCAGUGGACAGAACACAGAUCACUAUCACCUGGUUACCUCCAGAAUCUGAUGGUGGCAGUCCCGUCACAGGUUACAUCGUUGAGAAGAAAGAGACCUCUUCCACAAGAUGGACAAAAGCUCAAAGAGAACCUAUCACGGCGACACUAUUGACUGUGAAAGAUCUGAUUGAGGGCAAGGAGUUUGAGUUCCGUGUAGCUGCAGUCAACAAGGCAGGAACCGGACCAUUCAGUGCUUCAUCAGAACCAAGAAUCACAAAACCUCCCUAUGAUGUUCCUGGAGCACCAGAAAGGCCCCAAGUGACUGCCGUUGACAGAACACAGAUCACCAUUACUUGGUCACCUCCAGAAUAUGACGGCGGUAGCCCAGUCACAGGCUAUAUCAUUGAAAAGAGAGAGAGAAGCUCAACAAGGUGGACAAAAGCUCAAAGAGACUCAGUCACAGAGACGACACUGACUGUGAAAGAUCUGAUUGAGGGCAAGGAAUAUGAGCUCCGUGUAGCUGCUGUCAACAAAGCUGGAACAGGACCAUUCAGUGCUCCCUCUGAACCAAGAAUCACAAAACCACCAUAUGAUGUUCCUGGAGCACCAGAGAAGCCUGAAGUGACAGCAGUUGACAGAACAGAGGUCACCAUCACCUGGUCACCUCCAGAAUCUGAUGGUGGCAAUCCCAUCACAGGUUACAUCAUUGAGAAGAAAGAGACCUCUUCCACAAGAUGGACAAAACCUAAAAGAGACUCAGUCACAGAAACAACACUAACUAUGAAAGAUCUGAUUGAGGGCAAGGAAUAUGAGUUUCGUGUAGCUGCUGUGAACAAAGCUGGAACCGGACCAUUCAGUGCUCCAUCAGAACCAAGGAUCACGAAACCUCCGUAUGAUGUUCCAGGAGCACCAGAGAGGCCAGAAGUGACUGCAGUUGACAGAACACAGAUCACUAUCACCUGGUCACCUCCAGAAUCUGAUGGUGGCAGUCCCAUCACAGGUUACAUCGUUGAGAAGAAAGAGACCUCUUCCACAAGAUGGACAAAAGCUCAAAGGGAACCUGUCACAGCGAAAACAUUGACUGUGAAAGAUUUGAUUGAGGGCAAGGAGUAUGAGUUCCAUGUGGCCGCAAUCAACAAAGCUGGGAUGGGCCCAUUCAGUAAGCCAUCAGAACUACAGAAGGCCAAACCACCUUAUGAUGUGCCAGGUCCUCCUGAGAGACCCACAGUUAGUGAUGUUGACAGCACUAAAAUGACAGUAACAUGGACAGCACCUUCUAUUGAUGGAGGUAGUCCAGUAACUUGCUACAUUGUAGAACGCAAAGACACGACAUCCACCAGAUGGAUGAAAGUGACCAAGGAACCAAUCUCCGAAACAAACCUUAUUGUCAAAGAUCUCAUCGAGGGCAAGGAGUAUGAGUUCCACGUUGCUGCCGUGAACAAGGCCGGAACCGGACCAUUCAGUGCUCCAUCAGAACCAAGAAUAGCUAAGCCACCCUAUGGUGUUCCUGGAGCACCAGAGAAGCCUGAAGUGACAGCAGUUGACAGAACACAGAUCACUAUCACCUGGUCACCUUCAGAAUCUGAUGGUGGCAGUCCCAUCACAGGUUACAUAGUUGAGAAGAAAGAAACCUCUUCCACAAGAUGGACAAAAGCUCAGAGAGACUCAGUCACAGAAACAACACUAACUGUGAAAGAUCUGAUUGAGGGCAAGGAAUAUGAGUUUCGUGUAGCUGCCGUGAACAAAGCUGGAACCGGACCAUUCAGUGCUCCAUCGGAACCAAGAAUCACUAAACCACCUUAUGAUGUUCCAGGAGCACCAGAGAAGCCUGAGGUGACAGCAGUGGACAGAACACAGAUCACUAUCACCUGGUCACCUCCAGAAUCUGAUGGUGGCAGUCCCAUCACAGGUUACAUCGUUGAGAAGAAAGAGACCUCUUCCACAAGAUGGACAAAAGCUCAAAGAGAACCUAUCACGGCGACCACAUUGAAUGUGAAAGAUCUGAUUGAGGGCAAGGAGUUUGAGUUCCGUGUAGCUGCAGUCAACAAGGCAGGAACCGGAUCAUUCAGUGCUCCAUCAGAACCAAGAAUCACAAAACCUCCCUAUGAUGUUCCUGGAGCACCAGAGAAGCCUGAAGUGACAGCAGUUGACAGAACACAGAUCACCAUCACCUGGUCACCUCCAGAAUCUGAUGGUGGCAGUCCCAUCAUAGGUUACAUCGUUGAGAAGAAAGAGACCUCUUCCACAAGAUGGACAAAAGCUCAGAGAGACUCAGUCACAGAAACAACACUGACUGUGAAAGAUCUGAUUGAGGGCAAGGAAUAUGAGUUCCGUGUAGCUGCCAUGAACAAAGCUGGAACCGGACCAUUCAGUGCUCCAUCAGAGCCAAGAAUCACUAAACCACCAUACGAUACUCCUGGAGCCCCAGGGAAGCCUGAGGUAACAGCAGUGGACAGAACACAGAUCACCAUCUCCUGGUCACCUCCAGAGUCUGACGGUGGUAGCACAGUCACUGGUUACAUCGUAGAGAAGAAAGAGACCUCUUCAACAAGGUGGACGAAAGUUCAGAGAGACUCAAUCAGAGAAACAACACUGAUUGUGAAAGAUCUUAUCGAGGGCAAAGACUAUGAGUUUCAUGUAGCUGCCACCAACAAAGCUGGAACAGGACCAUUCAGUGCUCCAUCAGAACCAAGAACAGCUAAACCACCUUAUAAUGUGCCAGGACCUCCAGGUAAGCCUGACGUCAUUGAAAUUGCCAAUACAUCCAUGACCUUGACCUGGACAGCUCCAGAAUCAGACGGUGGCAGUCCCAUCACUGGAUACAUCAUUGAGAGGAAAGACCGCUUCAGCUCAAGGUGGCUAAAGGUCAAAGAGACCUCCAUCUCAGAGACAGUGUACACAGUAAUAGAUCUUAAGGAGGGCACAGAGUAUCAGUUUAGAGUGUCAGCAGAGAACAAAGCCGGAAUUGGCAAGCCAAGCGAAGCCUCUGACAAGACAGUUGCCAAACCACCAUAUGAUGCCCCUGGUUCUCCAGGUAUACCAGAGAUAUCUGAUGUUGACUGCACCCACAUGACACUGACCUGGACUCCGCCAACCGAUGACGGUGGGGCUGACAUCUUGGGCUACAUCAUCGAGAAGUGUGAUGCUGACAGGAAACGCUGGGUCAAAGCUCACAAGGAAGACUUGAUAACUGACCUGACAUUCACCGUGUUAGACUUAGUGGAAGGAACUAACUACAUGUUUCGGGUUAGCGCUGAGAAUAUUGCUGGUAUUGGUGAGUCCAGCGAGGCAGCUGGUCCCCAGAAAGCAAAACCACCGUAUGACGUACCAGAUGCUCCAAAUAGUCCUGAUGUUUCAAACAUUGACAAGACCUCUGUCCUAGUCACAUGGAGUCCUCCGGAACACGAUGGUGGAGCAGAGAUCUCUGGUUACAUUGUUGAGAGGAGAGAUGCCGGCCGAGACCGAUGGGUGAAGACUCACAAGACACCCCUGAUGGACAACAGCUUCACUGCUACCGAUCUGAUCGAAGGAAAAGAGUAUGAAUUCAGAGUCAGUGCACAGAACAAGGCUGGCGUGGGCGAACCUAGUGCUCCUUCUAUUGCUAUCAAGGCAAAGUUGCCUUAUGAUGUACCAGAUGCUCCGGGCAUCCCCAAGAUCUCUGACAUCACAGAAUCCUCUAUGAAGCUGGACUGGACAGUACCAAAAUCUGACGGUGGUAAGGACAUCACCGAUUACUUCAUUGAGAAGAAAGACCGCUUCAGUCCACGCUGGAGCAAGGUGACCCAGGUACCAUCCACUGACACCUGUUGUACUGUGGAUGGGUUGAAGGAAGGCAAUGAAUACCAGUUCAGAGUGAUUGCUCUCAACAAGGCGGGUGCUGGCAAACCCAGUGAUUCCUCCAAACCAACAGCUGCCAAAUCACCAUAUGAUGUCCCUGGUGCCCCUAGUGCACCAUUCAUCUCUGAUGUAACAGCCACCUCCAUGACCCUGAACUGGACUCCACCCCACUCUGAUGGUGGCACCCCCAUCACUGGUUACACCAUUGAACGCAAGGACAAAUUCAGCUCUCGGUGGUCCAGAAUCACCAAGGAGCCUGUAUCAGAGACUACUUUCAAGGUGUCUGGCCUUAAAGAAGGGGAUGAGUACCAGUUCCGAGUGACAGCUGAGAACAUUCGAGGAGCUGGGCAGCCGGGUGAUGCUUGUUCCUUUGUGAAAGCCAAGCCUCCUUAUGAUAUUCCAGGCAAACCACCAGCUCCUAAAGUCACAGAUAUUGACAGCAGUCAAAUGACAGUCACAUGGUCACCUCCAGAGUCAGAUGGAGGAAGCUCCAUCACUGGUUACACCCUGGAAAUGAGAGACACAAGCUCCACACGUUGGGUGAAGGCAAUGCGGGAGAGUAUCACAGAAACAACAUUUACAGUGAAAGACUUGAAGGAGGGUACUGAGUAUGAAUUCCGAGUGACAGCUGAGAACAAGGCUGGGGCUGGUAAACCAAGCGAUGCAUCCAAGGCUCAAGUUGCCAAAUCCAAAUAUGAUGUACCAGGUGCUCCAGGGAAGCCUGUUGUCUCUGAUAUCACUGCCGUUUCCAUGACAAUCUCCUGGUCUCCUCCUGACUCUGAUGGAGGCAGCCCAGUCACAGGCUACAUCCUAGAGAAGCGAGAUGUCUCUAGCAAACGCUGGCUUAAGGUGUCUUCGGAAACAAUCACUGACUUGAGUUUUGACGUCACUGGUCUGACCCAGGGGUCAAGCUACGAGUUCAGGAUCAGUGCCCAGAACAAAGCAGGAACAGGAAAACCAAGUGUUCCCUCUGAUGUGACAGUGGCCAAGCCACCUUACGAUGUGCCAGGAGCUCCCAGUAAGCCUGAACCCUCAAAUGUGACAGAAACGACCAUCCACCUCAAGUGGUCUCCUCCAAAGUCCGAUGGUGGCAGUCCCAUCAUCUCAUACAUCAUUGAACAGCGUGAGAGCUUUGCUAGAUCCUGGACUCAUGCUCUGGAGACCAAGAUGAUCCAUGUUGAGUGCACAGUCAGCUGCUUGAAGCAGGGGACUGAGUACCAGUUUAGAGUCAGUGCUAAGAACAAGGCUGGCGUUGGGAAUCCAAGUGAACCAUCAAACCCUAUUGUUGCCAAAUUGCCAUAUGAUGUUCCUUCACCACCGGAGAAUGUCAAGCUGUCCAUUGUGUCACCAACAUCCAUCCAGUUGACAUGGAGUAUUCCAUCAAGUGAUGGCGGUUCUCCAAUUACCGGCUACUUCAUCUAUAAAAAGGAUGCUUUUUCCCCUAGAUGGAGUCAGAUCACCUCAGAGCUGAUUGAGGAAACCACAUACAAAGUGAAAGCACUAGAGGAGGGCUCUGAGGCAUUGUUCCACGUUACGGCCAUCAACAAUGCAGGCGAGAGCAAGCCGAGUGAGACUGUUGCUCUCAAGAUCCAGCCCCCAGGGGCUCCCGAUGCUCCAAAGAUUGAAAAAAUUGACAACAAAUCUGCCGUUGUGACGUGGUCAGCUCCGGACAACACUGGCGGCAGUCCCAUCACCGGUUAUUACCUUGAGAGACGAGACACUGCCAAGGAUCGCUGGGUGAAGGUCACCAGGGGAGCCAUCAAGGAGAUGCCAUUUGAAGUCAAGGAUCUUGUCAAGGAUGCAGAGUAUGAGUUCCGAGUGUCAGCUGAGAACAAAGCAGGCAUCGGAGAACCAAGCCAGCCAUCAAAGCGAGCUGUAGCCAAGCUGCCUUAUGAUCUGCCUGGAGCUCCAAGCAGACCUGAAAUUACAACCGUUGACAAGACGGAGAUAACCCUCACGUGGAACCCUCCUGAAUCUGACGGCGGUGCACCAAUCACUAGAUACAUCUUGGAGAAGAAGGACCAAUUCUCCUCCCGUUGGUCAGAAGUCAACAAAGUGACCAACACUGAAUACAAAGUGAAAGGACUCAAAGAAGGGUCUGAAUACCAAUUCAGGGUCAGUGCUGAGAACAAAGCUGGCGUUGGAAAACCAAGUGAGCCGAGCCAAUCCAAAGUUGCUAAACUGCCAUUUGACGUGCCAGAAUCACCCAAGAAUCUGACAAUCUUUGACCAAAAACCAACUUCACUUACUCUGAGUUGGUCAGCUCCAGCGACUGAUGGUGGAUCUCCUGUCACUGGCUAUGUCAUUGAAAGGAAGGACAAGGUUAGCAGCCGUUGGACAAGAGUCAACACUUCCUCCAUUGAAGAAACCAGCUUCAGUGUCACCGGACUCCAAGAAGGAACCGAGUAUGAGUUCAGGGUGAUUGCUGAGAACAAAGCGGGCCUAAGUAAGCCCUGUGACUCCGUGGCUUUGAAGAUCCACCCCCCAGGGGCUCCUGAUUCUCCAAAGAUUGAGAAGAUUGACAACAAAUCGGCCAUUGUGGCAUGGUCAGCUCCUGACAGCACUGGCGGUAGUCCCAUCACUGGUUACCAUCUCGAAAGACGAGACACUGCCAAGGAUCGCUGGGUGAAGGUUACUAGGGCAGCCAUCAAGGAGAUGACAUUUGAAGUCAAGGAUCUUGUGAAGGAUGCAGAAUAUGAGUUCCGAGUGUCAGCUGAGAACAAAGCAGGCAUCGGGGAACCAAGCCAGUCAUCAAAGAGAGCUGUAGCCAAGCUGCCUUAUGAUGUUCCUGGUGCUCCUAGCAAGCCUGAAAUAACUUCAGUUGACAAAACCGAAAUGGCAUUGACUUGGACUGUGCCAGAGUCCGAUGGCGGUUCACCAAUCACAAGAUACAUCUUGGAGAAGAAAGACCAAUUCUCCUCCCGUUGGUCAGAAGUCAGCAAAGUGACCAACACUGAAUUCAAAGUGACAGGACUCAAGGAGGGGUCUGAAUACCAGUUUAGGGUCUGUGCAGAGAACAAAGCUGGUGUUGGGAAACCAAGUAAACCAAGCGAAAUCAAACUUGCCAAACUGCCUUAUGAUGUCCCAGGUGCUCCUGGAACUCUUGAGGUCUCCGACAUCAAGCCAACAUCCCUCAGUCUCACCUGGACACCUCCAGAAUGUGAUGGUGGUUCCCCAGUCACCGGCUACGUCGUGGAGAAGAAAGACAAGUUCAGUUCUCGCUGGACAAAAGCCACCAUCACCUCAGUACAAGACACCACAUUCAGUGUGCUGGGUCUUCAAGAAGGCACGGAGUACGAGUUCAGAGUGAGUGCCGAGAACAAAGCUGGAUUGGGCAAACCCAGCAAUCCAGCCUCCUUGGAGAUUUCCCCGCCCAGUGCUCCAGGUAAACCAGAUGUGAGUGAGGUGACCGAUAAGGCAGUCAUGGUCAGCUGGAGCAUGCCCAAGUCCGACGGAGGAAGUAAGAUCCUUGGGUACAUCGUUGAGAAGUGUGACACCUCCAGAGACCGAUGGGUGAGGGUCAGCCGGAGCCUUUUGAAAGAGACUACACUCCAAGUUGAGGAGCUGACGGUGAAAACUAAGUACCAAUUCAGAGUUACUGCUGAGAACAAAGCUGGUAGUGGCCCAGCCAGCGAACCGUCUGAUAUUGUGGAAGCCAAACUGCCUUACGAAAUCCCAAUGUCACCGGAUAGACCAUCAGUCAGUGACAUCACAGCCAACUCUAUGACCCUGUCUUGGAGUGCUCCCACAUCUGACGGAGGCAGUCCCAUCACGUCUUAUGUCAUUGAGAAGAAAGAACCUUACGGCAAAUGGACGCAGGUUGCCAAGACCGAUGGAGAUUCUCACAAAGUGGUGGGACUGAAAGGAGGUCAGAAGUACGAGUUCAGGGUGGCUGCUGAGAACAAGGCUGGACGAGGGAGCUUCAGUGAGGCCACAGCUCUCACAGAGGCCAAGGAGCCUUAUGUGGUACCGGAUGCCCCAGGCACACCAGACAUUUCUGACAUCAAGCCAUCUUCACUAAAACUGUCUUGGACAGCUCCUGAUAAUGAUGGUGGAUCACCCAUCAUUGGCUACCUCAUCGAGAAGAAAGACAAGUUCAGCUCCCGCUGGACCAAAGUCAACAUUUCCUCCAUCAUAGAGAGGAAGUUCAAUGUCACCGGACUACAGGAAGGAGAGGAGUAUGAGUUUAGAGUCACAGCUGAGAACAAAGCAGGUCUGGGCAAGCCUAGCAACCCAGCCACCCUUAAAGUCAGCCCUCCGAGUGCCCCAGGCAAACCAGAAUUGAGUGAUAUCACCAACAAGGCUAUCACCUUGAAGUGGAGCGUGCCCGAAUCUGACGGCGGCAGCCGCAUUACAGGUUACUUCAUUGAGAAGUGUGACACGUCGAAGGAGAGAUGGGUGAAAAUCAACAGGACUGUUGUCAAAGAGACGACAUUAAGAGUGGAGGAACUGACGGCCAAGACGGAGUACCAGUUUAGAGUCAGUGCUGAGAACAAGGCCGGCACUGGACCUGCUGGCGAACCCUCUGAAGCUGUGAUUGCUAAACUUCCUUAUGACAUACCCAAGUCACCAACCACACCAACCAUCAGUGACAUCACCUCCAAGUCCAUAACCCUUUCUUGGGAUGCACCCAGAUCAGACGGAGGAAGUCCCAUCACCAAUUAUGUCAUUGAGAAGAGGGAACCCCUUGGCAAGUGGCUCCAAGUAGCCAAGACACCAGACACGUCUUACACUGUCAAGGGUCUAAAGCAAGGCCUUGAGUAUGAGUUCAGAGUUGCUGCUGAAAAUAAAGCUGGAAUUGGCAGCUUUAGUGAGGCAUCUGAUGCAACAGUUGCCAAAGAGCCUUAUGAUGUGCCAGGAGUACCAGGAACUCCAGACAUUUCAGAUCUGAAGCCAACAUCACUAACUCUGAGCUGGACAACUCCUAAGAGUGAUGGUGGAGCUCCAAUUACCAAUUACACCAUCGAGAAGAAAGAUAAGUUCAGCUCUCGCUGGACUAAGGUCAACAUCACCUCAGUCACGGGUACCAUCUUCAAUGUCACCGGUCUCCAGGAGGGGACAGAGUAUGAGUUCAGAGUGACGGCCGAGAACAAAGCUGGUCAGGGCAAACCAAGCAGUCCAGCUUACUUGAAGAUCACAAGACCAGAUGCUCCCGGUAAACCUGAGGUCUCUGACAUCACCAACAAAUCUCUCAUCCUAACCUGGUCAGCACCUGAGUCUGACGGAGGUAGUAAGAUCCUUGGUUACAUAAUUGAGAAGUCGGACACUUCAAGAGACCGAUGGGUGCGAGUAAACAGGAGCCUUGUGAAGGAGACUACACACCGAGUGGAGGACCUGACUGCUAAGACUGAGUACCGGUUCAGAGUGAGUGCUGAGAACAAGGUUGGAACUGGACCUACAAGUCAACCCUCUGAUGCUGUUGUGGCUAAACUUCCAUUUGAUACACCAGCCUCACCUAGCAAACCAACCGUCAGCAAUGUCACCGCACAUUCCAUGACCCUGUCGUGGAAACCGCCAACAGAUGAUGGAGGGGCAAAGAUCAAGGGUUACAUCAUCGAAAAGAAAGAACCCUUCAGUACCAAAUGGUCUCCCGUCAGCAGUACAGAAGACACAUCCUUCACCCUGACAGGAUUGAAGGAAGGGACAGAGUAUGAGUUUAGGGUGGCAGCAGAGAACAAGGCUGGGGUGGGUGCAUUCAGCCCUGCUACGGCCCCGACAAUGGCAAAGGAACCAUAUGAUGCACCAGAUGCCCCAGGUACUCCUGAACCAACAGAUGUCACUGAACAUUCCACCACAUUGACCUGGACUCCUCCAGCAUCUGAUGGAGGCAGCAAAGUCCUUGGUUAUAUCGUUGAGCGUAAAGAUGCCUACAGCACCAGGUGGACGAGAGUCACCAGAGACCGAGUCAGUGAAACCACACUGAAGGUGACAGACGUCAAGGAGAAUUCUGAAUACACAUUCAGAGUGAUCGCUGAAAAUAAGGCAGGACCUGGGAAACCUAGUGAGCCAUGUGCACCUGUCAUCGCCAAACGUCCCUAUGAUGUUCCAGGUGCCCCAGGAACUCCGUCUGUCUCUGAAAUCACAGCUACCAGCAUGACUUUGUCCUGGACCCCUCCUGACUCAGACAAUGGUUCACCCAUCACCUCUUACAUCAUAGAGAAGAAGGAGAAGUUCAGCACUCGCUGGAGCCGAGUCAAUCCGCUGUCGGUCACUGACACAACGUACCUUGUUAAGAACCUCAAAGAGGGUGAUGAGUAUGAGUUCCGGGUGAGCGCUGAGAACAAGGCUGGAGUCAGCAAACCAAGUCAGUCUGCUGGACCUGUGGUUGCUAAACCUCCAUAUGAUGUUCCUGAGGCUCCUGGAAAGCCCAAAGUCACCGGCACAACUGCCAAGACAGCCAAUAUCACCUGGUCUGCCCCGCCAUCGGAUGGAGGCAGUCCCAUUAAGAAUUACGUCAUCGAAAGAAAAGACAGGUUCUCCACACGAUGGACUGUUGCCAACAGAGAUGAAAUGGUAACCGAGACCAGCUAUGUUGUCAGAGACUUGAAGGAGGGUGAAGAAUACCAAUUCAGAGUAGCUGCAGAGAACAAAGCAGGAGUUGGGAAACCAUCUGAACUGUCGGAGCUAAGAGUUAUCAAACCAGCAUAUGAUGUUCCUGGAGCUCCAGAGGCCCCUUCCAUCUCUGAUGUCACAAGCACAACAAUGACACUGACCUGGUCUCCCCCAGAGGAGGAUGGUGGCAGCCCAGUCACUGGCUACAUCAUCGAGAAACGAGAUAGGUUCACCACCAAGUGGACCAAGGUCAACAGGUACACAGUGAUCGAGACGAGCUUCAAGGUGAGCGAGUUGAGGGAGGGCACUGAGUACGAGUUCCGAGUGGCAGCUGAGAACAAGGCUGGAGUGGGCAAGUUUAGCGAGCCGUCUCAGAAGAAGGUUGCCAAGCAACCAUACGAUGUUCCUGGCGUACCUGGUAUUCCAGAUAUCUCUGACAUCAUGGCCACAGCACUCAAUCUCACAUGGACAGCUCCCUCUAGCGACGGUGGCAGCCCAAUCACUACUUACAUCGUUGAGAGGAAGGAGCAGUUUGCUAGUCGCUGGAGCAGGAUCAAUAAAGAAUCGGUCACUGAACUCACCUACAAGGUGACUGGCUUGACUGAAGGCAAUGAGUAUCAGUUCCGAGUGACUGCAGAAAACAAGGCCGGCCCAGGAAAGCCUAGCCAGCCUACAGCAAUGGUCAUUGCCAAACAUCCUUACGGAGUCCCAUCUGCUCCAAGCACUCCAACACUCUCCAAUGUCACCAGCACCUCGAUGACCCUGACUUGGUCUCCGCCCGAGUUUGACAAUGGUAGCCCUAUCACUGGCUACGUCAUUGAGAAACGCGAUCGCAUGAGCACCCGCUGGACAAGAGUAAACAGGGAGACUGUUACAGAGACUGCUUACAAUGUGACUGGCCUGAUUGAAGGAUCAGAGUAUGAGUUUAGAGUCAGUGCGGAGAACAAGGCAGGAAUUGGAGAACCAAGCCAACCAUCGAGGUCAACCAUUGCCAAACCUCCUUAUGACAAACCGGAUGCACCAGGCCAGCCUACCAUCUCCAACAUCACUGCCUCCUCUAUGACAUUGACUUGGACUCCACCCACAUUGGACGGAGGUAGUCCCAUCACCGGUUAUGUCAUUGAGAAGAAAGACCGCUUCAGUACUCGCUGGUCACGAGUCAAUGACUACAGCAUUCAAGACGUCGAAUACAUUGUGAGUGGUCUGAAGAAGGGCACUGAGUAUGAGUUCCGAGUAGCUGCUGAGAACAAAGCAGGAGUUGGGAAGCCCAGUGAGUCGACUGGCUACAAAGUUGCUAAACCACCAUACGAUGUGGCUAACACACCUGGCACCCCAGAGAUCACUAACAUCAAGCCAACCUCGGUUACCCUCAAUUGGUCCCCUCCUGACUCGGACGGUGGCUCCAACAUCCUUGGCUACAUCAUCGAGAAGAAAGACAAGUUCUCACCCCGCUGGACCCGCGUCAACACCUCCUUGGUUGAAGACACCAGCUUCACUGUCAAGGGACUGUCCGAGGGACAGGAGUGCGAUUUCAGAAUCAUCGCCGAGAACCAAGCUGGUUCAAGUAAACCUAGCAAUGUGUCCACCUAUCACAUCCAGCCGCCCGAUGCUCCCAGUGGUCCGGAUGUCUCCAACAUCCAGGAGAACUCAGUCACGCUUACCUGGUCUCCACCACAGGCUGAUGGUGGCAGCAAAAUUACCGGUUACUAUGUGGAGAGGAGGGAUGUUGCCAAAGACCGCUGGGUGCGAGUCAACAGAAUGCCUGUGAAGGAGACUAGGCUGGUUGUCCCUGACUUGAUGACAAAUGCUGAGUAUGAGUUUAGAGUGAUUGCUGAGAACAAGGCUGGACUUGGAAAACCAAGUGAGCCUACUCAGCAGAUCUUGGUUAAACCACCCUAUGACAUCCCUGAACCUCCUAGCACUCCUGAGGUGUCAGACAUCACCAAGACAUCUGCCUCGGUGUCAUGGCAACCACCCAUAUCAGACGGAGGUAGCAAGAUCACAGGCUACGUGGUGGAAAUGAAGGAGCAGUACUCCACCCGAUGGACCGCGGCAGCCAAACCUCGGGACACAGAGUGCAAGAUCACCAAACUGAGUCCUGGCAGGGAGUAUGAGUUCAGAGUGAGAGCUGAGAAUAAGGCAGGACUCAGUGAGCCAAGCAGGCCAUCUGCAAGCUUUGUUGCCAAGGACGCUUAUGAUGUUCCUGAUGCACCCAGCCGACCAACAACAAGUAACAUCCAGGAGCACUCUGUCAUGUUGUCAUGGUCACCACCAGCAUCCGACGGGGGAGCCAAGAUCUCGGGCUACAUCAUUGAGAUGAAGGAGGAAUUCACUAGCAGAUGGACUCAGAUAAACAGAGAGCGUAUCACUGACACAGAAUUCACUGCAACCAAGCUAAAAGAGGGAGCUCAGUACGCGUUCCGAGUGAGUGCCGAGAACAAGGCUGGCGUAGGCAAACCCAGCGAGCCAUCAGCAACAGUCACUCCCAAGAAACCAUAUGGUGUGCCAGAUGCCCCUGGCAAACCAAAAGUGACCAGCUCAACAUCCAGCUCUGCUUCUAUCACAUGGUCACCUCCAUCAUCCAACGGUGGUAGCCCCAUCACAGGUCACAUCAUCGAGAAACGGGAAGACGGAAUGGGCCCCUGGACCAAAUGCAGCCGGUACGAGAUCACCGAGACAUCCUUCACCGUGAGAGACUUGAUGGAAGGGAGUGAGUAUGAGUUCAGGGUGAGCGCUGUCAACAAGGCUGGCGUUGGCAAACCUAGUGCACCGUCGGAUAGUGUGACUACCAAACCAUUGUACGUUGCUCCCAAUGCACCAAGCAUUCCUGAAGUGACUGAUUCAACAUCUCGCUCCGUCAGUCUCUCCUGGAGCAAACCCAAAGACGACGGCGGUGAUCAAAUCACCAAUUACAUCAUCGAGAAGAAAGAACCAUUCAGCAUCCGUUGGACGGAGGUCGGUCGUACUCCGGAUACCAGCUUCACCGUCAACGGUCUCAAGGAAGGGGAGGAGCUACAGUUUAGAGUGACGGCUGAGAACAAGGCCGGACCUGGCAAACCGAGCCAAGACACUGGUAAAGUCAUCGUGAAACCACCCUAUGAUGUUCCGGAUGCGCCUGGGAAGCCAACAGCCUCCGAUAUCAACUCAACCUCCAUGACAGUCAAUUGGACUGUGCCCAAAUCAGACGGAGGCAGUCGUAUCAUCACCUACAUCAUCGAGAUCAAGGAGCAAUUCUCCACCUACUGGAAGCGAGUCAAUCCCCAGGAGGUGACAUCAACUUCCUUCAAGGUGUCAUCCCUGAAGGAGGGUGGCAGCUAUGAGUUCAGAGUGAGUGCUGAGAACAAGGCAGGGGUCGGCAAACCAAGCACGGUGUCAGAGACGUUCAUUGCCAAGCUACCAUACGAUGUGCCAAGCCAGCCUGGUGCUCCAGACAUCUCCAACAUCCAACCCACUUCCAUGACCCUGUCAUGGACUGCACCAACUUCUGAUGGAGGUAGUCCACUCACAGGCUACAUCAUCGAGAGGUGUGACACAAGCAGUAGUCGCUGGGUCCGCGUCAAUAAGUACACGGUUAAGGACUUGAGUUACACUGUGACUGACCUGAGGGAAGGCUGCGAGUACAAGUACAGGGUGAGCGCUGAGAAUGCUGCAGGCAUCAGCAAACCCAGUGAGGAAUCAACGGCAAAGGUUGCCAAACAUCCUUAUGAUGUCCCUGGUGCUCCAUCAAGACCACAGAUAUCACACAUCGAUACCACCAAGAUGACUGUUAGCUGGUCCCCUCCAGACUCCGAUGGCGGCAGUCCAAUCACCAACUACAUCCUGGAGCGUAAGGAUAAGUUCUCUACUCGUUGGAUGCGAGUGACUCGUGACAGGAUCUCAGAGACUGAGUUUACCGUGCAGGGUUUGAUGGAGGGGACUGCGUAUGAGUUCCGAGUUUCUGGUGAGAACAAGGCAGGAACCGGACCUGCUAGUGAGCCUUCGGAGAGCAAAGUGGCCAAGACUCCUUAUGAUGUCCCUGAUACACCAGGCACUCCGGAUGUAUCUGAUGUCACAUCCUCAUCAAUGGUUCUCACAUGGGCAGAGCCAUUCUCAGACGGGGGCAGUCCCAUCACCAACUACAUCAUUGAGAAGCGCGAUCGCUACACUUCCCGCUGGACUCGCGUCAACAAGUACAACAUCACAGAAACAACCUUCACUGUGACUGAUCUGAAGGAAGGUUCAGAGUACGAGUUCCGUGUCUCAGCUGAGAACAGAGCAGGUGUUGGUAAACCAAGUGAGCCAUCCAGUUUGGUCAAGGCAAAGCCGCCUUAUGAAUCCCCGUCAUCACCAGCUGCUCCUUACAUCUCAGACAUCACGGCCGAUUCUAUGACCCUCUCCUGGUCACCUCCUAAGACUGACGGAGGCAGUCCCAUCACUGGCUACUACGUCGAGAAGAAGGAUCGCUUUGGCCUACGCUGGACAAGAGUCAACCGCGAACCUACCCAGGAUACUACAUUGAGGAUACCGGGACUGUCUGAGGGUGAGGAGUACCAGUUCAGGGUGGUUGCCGAGAAUAGAGGAGGUGAAGGGAAGCCUUGCGAGCCAACAGAACCAACAGUUGCCAAGGCACCAUACGAUGUUCCUGGUGCACCCAGCGCUCCUCAGAUCACCAAGGUCACUGAGUCCACCAUGAGCCUGCACUGGGCUGAACCUCUCUUUGACGGAGGCACUCCCAUCCUGGGCUACCACAUUGAGAGGAAGGACGCCAUGGGCAGACACUGGACUCGCAUCACCCGCGAACCUGUCAACGAUGUCACCUACAAGGCUACUGGAUUGAUGGAGGGUUCUGAGUACGAGUUCCGGGUAUUUGCUGUUAACAAGGCUGGAGUCGGUAGUCCAAGUAAUGUUUCAGAUGUCGCCAAAGCAAAACCACCUUAUGAUGUACCUGGUGCUCCAGGAAUGCCAGUCAUCUCAGACACCACCUCUUCCUCCAUGCACCUCUCCUGGUCUGAGCCGGAAUCAGAUGGAGGCAGUCCAAUCACCGGCUACCUCAUUGAAAAGAGAGAGCGGUUCAGCACUCUCUGGACGCCGGUGACCAAGCGAGAAGUACCCGAGGCAUCCUACACAGUGACUGGUCUGACAGAGGGAAUCGAGUAUGAGUUCCGAGUAGCCGGUCAGAACAAGGCAGGGGCCGGGAAGUUUAGUGAGCCAACAAGACCCACUGUUGCCAAACCACCCUACAAUGUUCCUGGCUCUCCUAGUUCCCCUGAAGUCACAGACAUUACACCCAACUCAAUGACUCUUCACUGGUCCCCACCAGCAUCCGAUGGCGGCAGCCCCAUCACAGGCUACAUCGUGGAGCGUAAGGACACCAGCAAGAUGGGUUGGACGGUGGCCAAUAGGGUACCCAUCUCAGACACGUCUUUCACUGUGCCCAACCUGAGAGAAGGAACAGAGUACGAAUUCAGGGUCAUUGCUGAGAACAAGGCAGGAACUGGCAAACCGGGCGUUGCCUCACAACCAAAACUUGCCAAGGCUCCAUAUGAUGUGCCAGAUGCUCCAGGCACACCACAGAUCUCCAACAUCACCGCGACCUCAAUGACCCUCGCCUGGUCUCCGCCCAAGUCUGACAACGGCAGUCCAGUCACCAACUACAUCCUGGAAAUGAGACAAGACUUUUCCAUGCGCUGGACCAAGAUCAGUGCGUCUGUUUUGGAGACAACCCACACUGUGACUCGGCUGACCGAGGGCAGCAAGUAUGUCUUCAGGGUAGCUGCAGAGAACAAAGCUGGCCCUGGUCAGUUCAGUGAGCCAUCUGACCAAGCCAUAGCCAAACCACCAUACGAUGCACCAGGAUCACCAGACACACCUACGGUCUCUGAAGUCACUGCAAAUACUGCCCUUUUGAGUUGGUCUCCACCCAGCGAUGAUGGUGGUGCUGCCCUCACAGGUUACGUCAUUGAAAAGAAGGAUAAGUUCUCAACGCGUUGGACUAAAGUGGAUGAGGUGAAUGCAGAUGCAACCUCAUUCAAUGUACGUGGCCUAUCUGAGGGGAACGAUUAUGAAUUCCGCAUUAGUGCUACAAACAAGGCUGGAGUUGGCAAACCAAGCGACUCAUCCAACCGAUUCACAGCUAAGGCUCCAUAUGAUGUUCCCGAUGCACCAAGUGCCCCGACAAUCCUAGAAUCCACAAACUCGUCCAUGACUCUAUCUUGGGCACCACCCGUCAGUGACGGCGGUAGCCCCAUCACCGGUUACAUCAUUGAGAGACACGAUCUUAGCACCAGUCGCUGGAUUAAGGCGCACAGGGAACCAUUGACAGAUACGACAUACACUGUGCGAGAUCUGACAGCAGAUAAGAAGUACGAGUUCCGAGUCAGUGCUGAGAAUAAGGCAGGCGUUGGAAGAACAAGUGAGCCAUCAGCUGCCCGAGUGGCUAGACCUCCAUAUGAUGUGCCAGAUGCCCCUGGCAAACCACAGAUAACCAAGACAGACAGCACAGAAAUGACUAUCACCUGGGCCCCACCAGCCUCAGACGGUGGCAGCAAGAUCAUCAGCUACAUCAUCGAGAAGAGAGAUCGUUUCAGCACUCGCUGGCAGAAGAUCAACCGUUACUCAGUCACUGAUACCACUUUCCAAGCCACGGGACUGAGUUUCAAGAUGGAGUAUGAGUUCAGAGUGAGCGCUGAGAACCAGGCAGGUGUUGGCAAGCCUAGUGAGCCAUCUGAUGCUGCUAUUGCUAAGCCUCCUUAUGAUGUGCCUGAUUCUCCUGAGAAUGUCAACGUCAGAGAAACAACUUCCAACUCUGCCUCCCUGACCUGGAGCCCGCCUCACUCAGACGGUGGAGCACCCAUCACAGGCUACAUCAUCGAGAAGAAAGACCAAUACAGCUCCCGCUGGACUAGAGUUAACCGCAUCCCAAUCCUAGAGACCGAGAUGACAGUGCCUGACUUGAAGGAAGGAUUUGAGUAUGAGUUUAGGGUCAGUGCCGAGAACAAGGCUGGCGUGGGACGGAUAAGUGAGCCAUCUAGACCUACAGUGAUAAAACCACCAUUUAAAAUACCAGGUACACCUUCUGCCCCAACAAUCUCCGACAUCACUAGUACAUCCAUGACCCUCUCUUGGUCACCUCCAUCUUCCGAUGGUGGCAGUCCAAUCACAGGCUAUACUGUUGAGAAGCAAGAGCCCUUCAGCACUCGUUGGACACCUGUUGAGACAUUCACUGGCACCUCAGGAACUGUCGGAGGUCUUCGUGAGGGGACCGAGUACCAGUUCCGAGUUGUCGCUGUCAAUAAGGCAGGCAACAGCAAACCUAGCAUGUCCAGUCAGCCAAGAGUGGCUAAACCUCCAUAUGAUGUACCAGGCCCUCCUAGUACUCCGUCCAUCAAUGAAACAACAGCAACUUCGAUGACACUCGAGUGGUCCCCACCUCUCUCCGAUGGUGGUUCCAAGAUCAUCGGCUACGUCAUCCAAAAGAAGGAAAAACUCGCCCUGCGAUGGGUACCUGUGAAUCAACUGAGCAUAGCAGAGACGACAUACACUGUCAGGGAUCUAGUGGAGAAGUCGGAGUACCAGUUUAGGAUCUUGGCUGAGAACAAGGCUGGGUUUGGUCCACCAAGUGACUCAUCCGAGACCAAGAUGGCAAAACCAGCUUAUGAUGUUCCUGGCCAGCCUGAAGCCCCAACUGUCUCUGACACUACCAAGUCAACCAUCAGACUCACCUGGUCCCCUCCAUUGUCAGAUGGAGGAAGCAAGAUCACCGGCUACAUCCUCGAGAAGAGAGAGCCCUUCGGCUUCAAGUAUACCCGAGUGACCACCCGCUCAAUCCAGGAGACUGAGUACACACUCACCAACCUGAGGGAGGGUAGUCAGUACGAGUUCCGAGUGAGUGCUGAGAACAAAGCUGGAGUUGGUACACCGAGCGAGCCUUGCAGACCAGUCGUGGCCAAGGCUCCAUUUGACACUCCAAGUGCACCAGGAGUUCCUGAAAUCUCAGACGUGACUGGCACCUCCCUGACUCUCUCCUGGACUCCACCAGCCCACGAUGGAGGCAAUCCCAUUACCGGUUACACCAUCGAACGAGCAGAUCGUUACAGCACACGCUGGUCCCCUAUCACCAAGGAACCAGUGAGGGACUGCAGCUACGUGGUCAGGGAUAUUCCCAAGGGAGCGAUGUAUCAGUACCGAGUGGUUGCCGUCAACGACGCCGGGAUGGGUAAACCAAGUGACGCUACUGACGCCAAAGGACCUGCAGUUGCACCGAAACUUGACCUGAACAAGUAUCGUGACACACUGGUGGUCAGAGCCGGCACCACCUUCCAUCUGGAUGUCCCCUACAAAGCCCAACCCAGACCAGUGGUCAAGUGGGACAAGGACGGCAUCCCGCUGGUGUCAUCAACCCGAGUCAAGAUUGAGACCAGUGAUCGCGAGACGGUCUUGACAGCCAAGAACUGUGUCAAGGCAGAUGAGGGUGCUUACAAGCUGAGCGUCAGCAACUCAGCGGGAAGCGAGAAUGCAAUUAUUCAUGUCCAGGUUCUUGAUCGUCCAAGCCCACCCCAAGGUCCUCUUGAGAUUCUGGACAUGGACAGCACCUUUGUCACCCUGUCCUGGCACCCGCCGUCAGACGACGGUGGAAGCCGUGUCACCCAUUACGCCAUCGAGAAGCGUGACAUGAAGAGGACGUCAUGGUCUCGUCUGCCAGUCCAUGUCAGUAACACCACCCACAGAGUGCAGAACUUGAUGGAAAAGGCAGAGUAUGGCUUCAGGGUGAUCGCCAUCAAUAAGAUUGGGGAGAGUGAACCGUUAGAAGGAACUGAAAAGAUCUUGAUGAAGAGCAAAUAUGAAGUCCCUGGUGCACCUAGCACCCCUCAGGUCACCGACACCACAGCAGAUUCAGUCAGUCUGUCCUGGCUACCCCCGUCAUUCACUGGCGGGGCUGAAAUAAUCGGCUACGUCAUCGAGAAGAAGGACCGCACCAGCAUCUACUGGAGCAAAGUGGCCAAGUUGGAUGGAGAUGAAACAUCCUGCAUUAUCACCAGACUCACCCGCGGUGGAGAGUAUCAGUUCAGGAUUUUGGCUGAGAAUCGUGUGGGUGUGGGAGCUCCCAGCGAGCCCUCCAUCAGAGUCAAGGCAGAAGAGGCAGCAGUUACCCCUAAACUUGGAGAAGUCAAAGAGCCCAUCACGGCCAAGGUUGGUACAACCGUGAGAGUAGAGGUACCAUACACCGGCUUCCCUGUGCCUCGCACAACCUGGACUAGAGAGGGUGCAUCACUGCCAUCGUCGCAGCGCAUGAAGGUAGAGACAACUGAUCGCGCAGUCGCCAUGAUCAUCAAGAACUGCGAGAGGUCCGAUGCAGGGAAUUACACGGUGACAGUCAAAAACGACGCCGGUAGUGACUCCACCAAGAUUGAAAUCAAGAUCUUCGACAAGCCCAGUCCCCCUCGUGGACCCUUAGAGCAAACCGACGUGACCGAGAAUGCAGUCACCCUAUCGUGGCGACCUCCUCAAGAUGAUGGAGGCAGUCGCAUCUUCAACUACAUCGUGGAGAAGCAAGGAGAGUCUGACUACAAGUGGAAACCAGUAACAGAGAAAAACAUCACGGACUUGACCUACCGAGUGACUGGCUUGAAGGAGUACAAGAGAUACCAGUUUAGAGUGAUGGCUGUUAAUCAGUUUGGUACCAGUGAGCCAUUGGAGGGACAGGCAGUGAUGCCCAAGGGACAAUACAAUGUUCCUGAUGCCCCUGACGCUCCUGAUGUCUCCAACAUCACCGUCGAUUCCAUGACCUUGUCCUGGAGUCCACCUCUACACGACGGUGGAGCACCGGUUACUGGCUAUGUGGUAGAGAUGAGGCAGACUACCAGUCCACGCUGGGUUAAGGCAACGCUCACACCUAUCCCUGACACUACAUUCAAAGUUAGUCGGUUGUUGAGAGGCAGUGAGUACGAGUUCCGAGUUUCUGCUGUCAACCGAGCUGGAACUGGUAACCCGAGUGAGCCGUCACAGAGCGUCAUCGCUGAAAAUCCUCCAGUACCUCCCAAACUGGACCUAGAUCUCAAGUACCAACGUGUGAUCACUGUCCGUGCUGGCACCUCCUUCCGUGUUGAGGUCCCCUACAAGGGCACGCCGGUACCCACCAUCAAAUGGAUGCACAACUCUUUAUCACAGGUUAGUCGGUUGUUGAGAGGCAGUGAGUACGAGUUCCGAGUUUCUGCUGUCAACCGAGCUGGAACUGGUAACCCGAGUGAGCCGUCACAGAGCGUCAUCGCUGAAAAUCCACCAGUACCUCCCAAACUGAACCUAGAUCUCAAGUACCAACGUGUGAUCACUGUCCGUGCUGGCACCUCCUUCCGUGUUGAGGUCCCCUACAAGGGCACGCCGGUACCCACCAUCAAAUGGAUGCACAACUCUGUCCCCAUCGAGCGUACCCUACGCGUCAGCAUAGAGACCAAUGACUUUGGCACCGUCCUGAACACAAGGAACUCGGAGAGGGAAGACAGCGGUGAUUAUGUUAUCACGGCUACCAACAAGGCUGGUGAAGCAUCAGCGACUCUAACAGUCAAGGUGUUUGAUAGACCAGGGCCUCCAGAAGGACCUUUACAAGUUGUCCGUCUUGGCAGCAAUGACGUCACUCUCUCCUGGAGCCCACCCUCAGACGACGGAGGCAGUCAGAUUGUCGGUUACAUCUUGGAGAAGCGUGAGGGCAGUAUGCGCAUGUGGAGCAAAGUAUCAGCAGCGCUGACGGAAUGCAUGCACCGAGUCAUCGGCCUCACUGAGGGGAAUGAGUACCAAUUCCGAGUCCGAGCUGAGAACAAGUCCGGUGUGAGUGAGCCCCUAGAAGGAGAAAAGGUCAUUCCUAAAGGGGACUAUGAGGUACCAGGCAAGCCGGGACCAGUCUCCAUCUCCAGUAUCCAUGGCGAUGCUGUCUCCCUCAAUUGGUCACCCCCAUCCAAGGAUGGAGGGGCCCCAAUUAGCGGUUACAUCAUUGAGAAACGAGACAGGGCUAGUGACGCCUGGAGCAGAGUCAACGCGGCUCCCAUAACAGACAGCAGUUACAAGGUGCCAAGGCUCAUCCAGGGGACUGAAUAUGACUUCCGUGUCAGUGCUGUGAAUAAGGCAGGAGUCGGGGAACCAGCAGCUACUCCAGGACCAGUUCUGGUGGAGAGACCUGCCGCCGCUCCAAAGCUUGAGCCUGGCGCUGUGUAUCGUGACAUCAUCAAAGUCCGUGCUGGAUCCAACCUACACAUGGACAUCCCCUGCCGAGGCAAACCCACCCCUACCAUCUCCUGGACCAAGGAUGGCUCAGAGAUUGCGAUAGAUGCCAUCAGAGUCCGGGCAUCCACCAAUGACUUUGCCACUAAUCUGACUGUCAAGAACACCGGAAAGGCUGACGCAGGUACCUACGUUGUCAGAGCAACAAACAAAGCCGGUUCAGACAGUGCUACCAUCAAAGUGGUGGUGUUGGACAAGCCCGGCCCACCAGAGGGUCCCUUGAAUACCUCUGACAUCACCAAGGAUUCCGUCACGCUGUCAUGGCAACCACCAACCGACGAUGGAGGCAGCCAGGUCACCAACUACAUCCUAGAGAAGCGCGAGGCGGACCGACUGACGUGGACCCGCGUGUCUGCCACCAUCAGGGGAACGCGCUACACGGUGACCAGUCUGAUUGAUGGCACCAAGUACAUGUUCAGAGUGCGAGCUGAGAACAAGUACGGACAGAGCGAACCACUGAAUAGCACCGAUGCAGUGCUCGUCAAGAGCCCGUUUGAUGUUCCUGAUGCACCUGGUACCCCUGAAGUCUCAGGCAUCACCGACACCACCAUGACAGUCUCCUGGAAACCACCUCGCAGCGAUGGAGGCUCAGAGAUCACCGGCUACAUACUGGAAAUGAAGGAAACCACGGGCGUCCGUUGGAUGAGAGCCACCAGGAAGGUCUUGAAGGAGUCUAACUUCACGGUGACAAAUCUGGUCAAGGGGAGAGAGUACGAGUUCCAGGUGGCCGCCGAGAAUGAGGCGGGGGUUGGACCCAUGAGCAGAAAAUCUACUUCAGCUUGUGCCAAGACACCUGUCGAAACUGCAGAGUUCACUGAGCCUCUGACAGACAUCUCAGCCAAGGUAGGCAAGACGGUCACCCUGGAGUGCCGUAUCUCCAAUGCCAAGGCUGAAGUCAAGUGGCUCAAGGACGGAGUGCAGAUCUUUGCCGUGGACAGACACAGCAUCAUCAAGGAAGGCCAAAGGAGAGCGUUGGUGAUCCGAGACGUUGGACCUCGAGACAUUGGGAAGUACACAUGUAAAUGUGGGGAUGCAAGCACCGAGGCCACAGUCAAGGUCAAAGCUGAACCAAAGAUUGACCUCUCUGACUACAAAGAUGUCAUCACUGUCCGUGCUGGUAACGUCCUUCGUCUCUACGUACCCUUCACCGGAUGCCCCACGCCAACAGCCGAGUGGUAUCGUCAUGACCGCCGCAUCAGCGAAGACAGCAGAACCAAGAUAGAGAAACAGGAGAACAGAACAGAAUUGGUCAUCAAGAACACCAUCCGAUCAGACACAGGGCAAUACUCACUGACUGUCAGCAAUGAAGCUGGCAAACACACAGCUAACAUCCAUGUCAUAGUGGUUGAUGUUCCUGGUCCCCCCACCGGACCCCUGGAGAUCUCCGACGUCGGCCGUUUCUCUGUCAACCUCUCCUGGUCCCCGCCCAGAGAAGACGGCGGCUCCAAGAUUGAAUACUACACUGUGGAGAGACGGGAGAAGGGUCGCAAGCUGUGGACAGUAGCUACCACGUAUGCUACAACAACAUCCUUCACAGUGACGGGACUUGGUGAGAACAUGGAGUAUGAGUUCCGAGUGAGCGCUGAGAACAUCAACGGAGUUGGACCUCCUCUGGAAUCAUCUCAGGCUGUCGUCUGCAAGACGCCCUUCUCUGUGCCGAGCGCGCCAGGCAAACCUGAAGUCCAUAACAUCUGCCAUGAUCACAUGACCCUGACUUGGACCGAGCCCCAGCAUGACGGCGGCAAGCCCAUCACAGGCUACAUCCUGGAAAUGAGAGAGAACUUUGGCGCACACUGGAAGCGAGUCAACCGCGAAUCAGUGGUGGACACCACCUACACAGUGAAGGGAUUAGUGGAAGGUCACCAGUAUGACUUCAGAGUGACCGCUGAGAAUACUGUCGGGCCAGGCAAGCCUAGCCAACCAACUCACCCACCACGCAUUGCCAAGGACCCUGCAAGACGACCUUCACCACCUGGUUGCCCAACCAUCAAAGACAUCACAUCAACGUCUGUGAAGCUCAGCUGGACCGUUCCAUUCUCAGAUGGGGGCCAGCCUAUCACCCACUACACGGUGGAGCGUAGACGGAAGGGCUCUUACGACUGGACAGACAAGCUGACCACCCCUACCAACUCUUGUCAGGUGGAGAAGCUGUCACCCAACGUGGAGUACGUCUUCAGGGUGUGUGCGGUCAACACUGCUGGCAUGGAGAGUGAUCCUAGCAAGGCUUCAGAGGCAUUCGUUACCAGAGAGUCACUCCCUGGAGUACCACCAACUUUCACAGAGGAGCCACACAGCACGAUGGUUGCUGAGAAAACAAAGGCCGAAUUCACCUGCAGAGUGGCCGGGACACCCACGCCUCAUGUGGACUGGAUCCGUAAGGGUAGGGAGUUGUUCACCGGUCGCAAGUACAGCAUAACAACAGACAAAGAUGGCCUACACAGACUGACCAUCCAUGAGGCCAGAGAGCUGGACAGUGGCAUGUACACAGCAGUUGCCCAGAAUGAGAAUGGAAAGGUUCGCGCAUCGGCAGAACUCCACAUCAAAUCGCUGCCAACUCUGGACCUUGACCGCCGCAUGAGAGACUUCAGUGUCCGUGCUGGAAGCACCCUGCGCAUCUCCAUCCCUUUCACUGGCACACCCACGCCCAUCCUGAGGUGGAAGAAGGAAGACGGUGAAGAGAUUAACACAAGAGGACGAUUCCGCAUCGAUGCCUUGGGAGGUGAGGCCGAUUUGACCAUCAGGGAGACGGAGAGAGAAGACAGCGGUGUCUACAUCUUAGAAGCUGAGAACGAGUAUGGAGUGCAGCAGGUGGCAGCCAAAGUACAAGUUGUUGACAAACCUGGACCGCCAACUGGCCCCAUCCAGACAGUGGAGGUCAGCAAGAAAUCUAUCACGUUGUCGUGGCAACCACCAGCUGAUAAUGGAGGAAGUCCCAUCAUACGCUACAUUGUUGAGAUGAAAGAGGCUAACAGAACUAUUUGGCAGAACGUAGGCUUUGUCUCUGCAUCCACUGAGCACACAGUCAGUGGACUCAUGGAAGGAACGGCUUAUCUCUUCCGAGUCUCUGCCGAAAAUCAGUAUGGCCCCAGCGAACCUCUGAUUGGACGAGAGUCAGUCAUGGCCAAGGCUCCUUAUGAUGUCCCCGGUGCCCCAGGGAAACCAUCGGUGUCCGACAUCCAACGCCACUCCGUCCAUCUCCUCUGGGUUCCACCAGAAUCAGACGGAGGCAGCCCAAUCACCAACUACAUUAUCGAGAAGCAAGAGACAACGAGCACCCGAUGGUUCCGUGCCAACAGGGAGGAGGUGACAGGAAACAGUCACACCAUCACCAACCUCAUUGAAGACUCCGAGUAUGAAUUCCGUGUGAUUGCUGAGAAUAAAGUCGGCUUCAGUCAACCGAGUCCAUCUUCUCAGCGAGUGAUAGUCAAGGACCCAAGAGGGUCUAUCCCAGCUUCGUUUGUCCGUACUCCACAAUCCAUUGCCGUCACCCAAGGCAGAGCAGGAACCUUGGAGUGCGAGGUAGCCGGCUACCCGUCUCCUCAAGUCUUCUGGUACCGUCUCGGCCGCGAACUUCACGACAGCAGGAAGUACAAGAUCAGAGCCAGCGGCAACAUCCACACACUGCAGAUCAACGAUGUCUAUGAGGAAGAUACUGGAGAGAUCACAGUCAAGGUCAUGAACAAAGCUGGAUCACAGACUGAGAAAGCUGACCUCCAGAUUCAAGUUGCUCCUAAAGUCAACGUACCACCACGCCUCCGCAUCCCCCUUGAUUGUCUCCAAGGAGAGAUCUUGAAACUCAGAAUACCUUACACAGGCAUCCCUGCACCCAGCAUCACCUGGGACCAUGACGGAGUUGACAUCAAGCCUGCCAGGAAUCUGGAGAUCAAGACCAGCGACAAGGAGACAAUGCUGUCCAUCACUACAGUUAGCAAGGAGGAUGCAGGGAAAUACACAGUGGUCGCUACAAAUGAGCUGGGAUACGAUUCAGCAAGCAUUGUCAUCAACAUCCUGAGACAACCAGAUCCACCUCGUAACUUGGAAGUCCUCGACGUCACCUCGGAUACCGUCCGUCUCUCCUGGCAACCGCCUCUCCAUGACGGAGGAAGCACCAUCACCAGCUACGUGGUGGAGAAACGAGAUGCUGGAUCCAAUACCUGGGUCCGCUGCGUUACCAGCAGAAACUGCUUCCAUACCAUCGUGGGCUUGAGGUCUGAGUCAGAGUACCAGUUCAGAGUCACAGCAUUGAACUCCUUCGGCGCGAGCGAGCCGUGUGAAGCAUCAACUGUCAUAGCAACUAAACCUUCGGCAUUGACCCGCCCAGAGCUUGAAGAUUAUGAAGCCAAGCGACGAUUCUAUGAUUCACUGGUUGAUUUGAGCUGGAUUCCGUCCAGGUUUGACUACAUCAAGCGAUUUGGCUCUGUCUAUGACUACUAUAACAUCUAUGAAGAACUUGGAAGAGGAUCCUAUGGUGUGGUCUACAGAGCUGUGGAGAAGAAGACAGGCAAAACCUUCGCUGCCAAGUUCCUACGCUGCCAGGGUCACGAGAGAGAAGUUGUCAAACGAGAAAUCGAUAUCAUGAAGCGACUGCAUCACCCAGCAUUGCUGUCUCUCCAUGAGGUGUUUGAGAACGACGAAGAAAUAAUCAUGAUUAUAGAAUUCUUGUCUGGCGGGGAGUUGUUUGAUCGUCUCGUUGACGAAAGCCACAUCUUGACUGAGCCCGAGGUUGUCGACUACAUGAAGCAGAUCUGUGAAGGCAUCAGACACAUGCACGAGAAGCACAUCCUUCAUCUUGAUCUCAAGCCGGAGAACAUCAUGCUACGUACUCGCACUGGCAACGAUGUGAAACUCAUUGACUUUGGUCUAGCCAGGGAACUCGACCCACAUGAACAAGUGCGCGUCAUGUUUGGCACUCCAGAGUUUGUGGCACCAGAAGUCGUGAACUUUGAACCCAUUGGACUGCCAUCCGACAUGUGGUCACUCGGAGUGCUGGCAUACGUCAUGUUGAGUGGCAUCUCGCCAUUCAUGGGAGAAUCCGACAUUGACACCUUGAAGGGCGUGAGUCGGGGGGAAUGGGACUUCGACGAGGAAGCAUUUGCUGAUGUGUCCGAUGAAGGACUGGAUUGGAUUGAGAAGAUUCUAAUUCAGGACAAGGACAAACGGAUGACAAUCCAAGAAGCACUUGCCCACCCGUGGCUCAACAUGGAGACUGAUACCCUUGCUCGGAGACGCGCUCGACGACUCAACACCAGGCGUCUCAGAAAACUACACGAGAAACGCAAACCAGAGGGGGCUGGCGAAACCAUCAACGCCCUCGGCCGUCUUGCUCAUGGGGGCGCUCUUCGAGAGAUACACAAGGUCUACCGUGGCAUGCCACUACAUGAAAGGCUCGUCUAUAUGGAUGUCCGUGAUGCCGCUCCCAAGUUUGUAGUUCCUCUCGAGACGACCACCGCCAUUGAGGGUAAUGCCGCUCGCUUCGAGUGUGAAGUCUCUGCCCUCACUGAACCCCUCAUCACCUGGUACAAGGGGAAGACUCCCCUACAGAUAGGAAUCAAGUACAAGAUGCUGUACGAUGAUCGCAAGUACACGCUGGUCGUUCAGGACACCAAUAUUGAUGAUGUAGGGGAGUACACCUGUAAGGCAGUCAACUCGUACGGGUCAGCAACAUCAUCGGCGUCUCUGGACAUUGAACUGCUUGAUGAAGAGGAGUUGGAGAGACGUGGAGAAAGACGGACUCUGGAAAUGAAGAGACAAAAAAUCCCUCUGGGAGAACGAGCUCGUCGUCUGCGUGCCAUGCAGGCCGAGAUGGGAGCUGACCAACCACCACAGUUUGUCAAGACUUUGCAAGACAAGGAAUGCGGUCUCGGAUUCAUUCUACCACUCUCGUUUGAAGUAACUGUUCCACCAGAGCCCACCAAGGUCAUCUGGUACCUCAAUGGCAAGCAACUCAAGGAAGGACCGCGCUACAAGUUCUACGUGGAUAAUGGCACCUACACGCUAGAGGUUCAGGAGACCACGCUGGAUGACAUGGGUGAAUACUGCGCCGAAGUGACCAAUCAAACAGGGACGUCAGUUACAAAGUGCCAAGUAGCCGUGGAUGAAAACUUCAUGGACAAGUAUGCUGGAUAUGUCAGACCACAUUUUGUUCAGCGCCUUCGAGACAUUCUCAUUGUUGAGGGGAGUGCAGCAAGACUGGAAUGUAAGGUCAAUGGCAUGCCGGAUCCAGAUAUCAGAUGGUUCAAGGACCACAAAGAGAUUGAGGAUGGUGUCCACUACUCUAUGGAGUUUGAGGAUGAUGAUACAUGCGCCCUCAUCCUACAGGAUGUGUUCUUGACUGAUGCUGGGACCUACACUUGCCAAGCGUCUAACCUCCUUGGUCGCAUCUCCUGCGACUCACGUGUCAAAGUUGAACGUUGUGGAGCAGAGAGCGAACCAGCCUCAGAACCAUCACGAGAGUCAAGUCUUGAAGAUCUCACGACAAUCUCCAAACACAUACCCGCCCGCCGCCGUCUGAACUGUGCUCCAUUCUUCAGUCUGCCACUCCGUCGCAAGAAAGUUGCAGAGAACGACAGUGUCCGCCUUACUUGCGCUGUGCAGGGCUACCCUGCUCCUAAAGUAGCAUGGACAAAGGAUGGGAACCCAAUAUUCGAUGGCUACUACUACAGCAUCACCAACAGGUGGGGUGUAUGUUCAUUGGAGGUGCAUAGUGCCAGACUGAGUGAUACAGGAACCUACCGAUGCACGGCUACCAGCGAAGAGGGUCAGGAUAGCUCGGCCUGCGAGUUGGUUGUGGAAGAAAGAAUGGAACCAGAUGAAACCCUGGACUACAUCCGUCCAUCCUUCCACAAACCUGUAAGAGGCAAACGCGUUAAGGAAGGAAAGACAGCUCAUCUUGACAUACAAGUUUCUGGAUUCCCAGAGCCACAAAUUAUCUGGUACAAAGACAAUGUCCGCAUUGAUGAGGACGAGCACAUUUCUAUUGAGAAACAUCCCGGGGGAGCUCAGACCCUGGUUAUCACUGGAGUGACACCAACAGAUGCUGGACGAUACAAGGCUGCAGCCAGUUCACCUGCUGGCAAGGCUUCUUGUGCUGCAGACCUUAUCGUUCUGGAAGUUGAAGCUGAUGUGGAAUCUGAAGAUGAGGGUGAAUUGGGACGAGGCAGAGGAAGACGCCGGACUCGUCGUAAACCCAAGGAAGAGCCCAAAGAGCCUAAACCGCACCGCAAACCACAAAAGGUGCGUCCAGUCCCAGAGACUUUCGAGGAGCGAAAGGCAAGAAGAAUCCAACAAAGGAAGGAACAGCCUCUUCUCUACCGGCCAUCAUCUGUACCCGUGAGAAGUCACAGACGAUCCUACAGUCCUUCCUACAUGCCAGCAUUUGGACCUCCUCCUUUGUACAGUCCAACCAUUGAUAUGAGAAAGCAGAAGCCUGUACCAGGAUACAAACCAGUACCCUAUGCCAGAACCCCACCACUGGCUCGUGCUCAGUCAGUACCUGUACCUGUUGUCGCACGCACCAUCCCGCAUCCUGUUGUUGAUGAUGGGUAUGGACCGACUUACAUCCCUCAUUAUGAGAUCCCAAAGAAGGGCAGACAUGGAGAGCACAAAUGUCCAACACCAUCCUACGUGCCUCAUCAUGCACUCCCUGCUAAAGCAGUCACACCAACGCCCCAUGACGACCGCUACUUUGCUGCCCUGUUUGAGGAUAUCCUGAGCGCCUCAGAGUAUGAGUUUCAACAGAGAGAGAGGACACCAUCUUUCCCAAGGUCCAGAACACCGAGUGUAUCGAGGACAAGGAGCAUAACACCAACACGAAGACGAAGAACCUUGUCAUCUGACUAUGAAGAUCUAUACGGAAGACGGCCAAGCUAUGAAGGGAAGAGAACUCGAAGUAUUACACCAACCAGAGCCGGGUAUAUAACACCGUCUGCCCCUGAUUAUGAUGCUUACAUGAAAAAAAUGAAAGCCAUACAGAAGCAGCCUCAAGCUUUCAGACCAAGUUCUGUCCCUGCGAGACAACUGCCAGAGAUAUUUACACCAGUGUUUGAUGAUGAGGAAAGAAUUCGUCCAGUGCCCAAGAGGUAUCCUCAACCUGUCAGAGCUAAAUCUGUUCCUCCAAAGGAAGGCCGGCCUGUCAAGAAAACAGAUAUUGAGCGUUAUCACCUUCCAUCUUUGCGGGAGUUCAUUGGUAAUAGGCCGCAUCCUUUCAUGCCAAGAGAGAAGUCUGUCACUACAGCACCAACACCUAGCAGAAUGUCAAGCACCUCUGAAUUCGAAGAUCACUCUGUGCCACAUGAGAGAAGGCCUCGAUAUGACUCCCAGAGUUCUACAAGCUCCUACAGAGGUAGAUCAACAACUCCAACAGCUAGGUAUGGUGGGAGGAGUGUAACUCCAGCAUCUGAUUAUGGAGACAAAGACUACCGUCGUACCUCACUGGACAGACCAACUCCUCAGAGCUUCAGGCAGAGGUCCAAAUCACCAAGUAUGUCAACUGUCCCAAAGCGAAGUCGCACUCCAACAACACCCGAGUAUGAGAGAUCAUUUGACUCCUUCAGACCAAGAUCCAUUUCGCCGAGAGCUGCAGUGGUCUUAGAGAGAGGUGCUAAGCCACCAUCAUCGGUACACAAGCAUUCUUACGAUGCCGCUCAGAGACGAGACAUGACACCAACUUUCUCUGACACACAGCACAGGCCAAGGGACAUGAGACUACUGUCAACCGAUUCAGUUGAAUCCUUUGACUCAAGAUCUCGUUCCCCAGGUCUAAGACGCUCUGUGACACCCGUUGGAACUGACUCUGAACGCACACCACGGGAGAUCAUGAUCAUUGAGAGAAUGUCAUCCUAUGAUUCCACCAGUGGAAGAUCUAUCUCACCAACUCCUGAAAAGAGACACAGAGAAUUCCCGAAAUCAUCCGUGAAGAAGUCCUCUGCUUCACCCACAGUCUCUGCUCCCAGACGUGACAGUACUCCAACCUACCCAGAUUAUCGGCGUAGAGAAUAUUCCUUGUCGUCUUCAGACAUAGAAUCCUUUGAAGCACCUAGACUAAGGCCUGCAUCACCUAGAGUUACUCCACAUCACAGACAAAGUACCAAGCCAUCCGAUGAUGCAGAACAGCAGCAGAGAGAUUACCAGUUGCUGUCAACUGACUCUAUUGAGUCAUACAGUGGACGAUCCCCAUCACCUCUUCAUGGCCGUCCAGUCACACCAGUUGGCACCGAUUCUUUGCGCACUCCAAGAGAGAUCCGCAUUAUUGAAAGGUUGUCAUCCUACGAUUCAGUGAGGCAGAGUGGCAUAUCACCGGUUCCUGGCACCCGACGCAGUGUAACUCCAUCUCAGGAGCAACUGCAGAGAGAUGCCAGGAGACCAGUCUCUCCAAGGAUGCCUUCUUCAUCUGCAGUUUAUUCUGAUCAGAAGAGGAGUAUGACAUCAUCAGAGCAAUAUCAUAGGGAUUACCCCAUACCUUCAGACAGAAAAUCUGUUGAGACACGUGCAAGAAGACCUGCCUCACCAGAGGUGACAAGACACCACAGACGAAGUGUUACACCAACAUCAUCUGACACUGAGCGCAGGCACAGAGACUCCCGAUUGUUGUCAACAGACUCACAUGAAUCAUACAGUGGUCGGCCUACAUCACCUCAUUCUGGAAGACCCGUCACUCCAGUUGCUACUGAUUCACUACGUACUGCCAGAGAAAUCAAGAUCAUUAGCAAGUUGUCAUCUUACGAUACACCAAGAGAGAGUGCCAUGUCACCAGUUUUGGGCACAAGGCGAAGUGUGACACCAACUUACCAGCGACGGCCAAGUGAUGUGAAGAGACCUGUUACUCCCAAGACCUAUGCUUCUGCCCAGGAAUCAAGCACACCCUCAGCUCCAAGGGGUACCUUGGCAUCAAUGUCUGAUGUUACCACAAGAAAAUCUUACACAUCUCCUCGACCUGCCUCUCCCAGAGAUGUCUCACACCGAGAUUCUCGGCGAGAGCGCGCCAGUUACAGGCAGCUGUUAUCAGAGGGUGAAUCUUCUGAGACCCAGCUUACACCUCAGCCAACAUCAUUACUCCCAGAGCGUCCAGUUACUCCGGUUGCUACACAGUCUCUACGUACAGCAAGAGAAAUCCGCAUUGUGGAUAGGAUAUCCACAAGAGACAGAACGACUUCACCAACUACACGAUCCAAGCAAAGGGAUUACAGCUUGCCAUCAAGUCAGAGCACAUCAGCCUAUUCGAAGCCUGAACGUAGAGAUUACCAGUCUUCUUCAUAUGCCUCAUCAACCAGAUCUUAUGAUAGAUUUGAACCUCAGCAUUUGUACAGACAGAGAUCAUCGUCCCCAGUGAAACGCUCAGUCUCACCAAUCUCUUUGGGUGUUCAGGAAAGGGAUUUGUAUUCAUCAUCUAGCAAGAAGUCAUACCGUGAUAGCUACGAGUCGAGUCGUAGCCACCGACAAAGAUCACCAUCACCUAAAGUCAUCACAACUGAUUAUGACCGUGACUACACCUCAGCUGGUAGGAGAUAUGACACUGACAGAUCAUUCACUGAAGAUUCAUUUAGAACAACAACGUCUGCAUCAAGACUGUCUCCAACUUCAGCUGAAGACCGAUAUGAGAGAAGCUUUGAUUCGUAUGCCCGAUCUUCCAAACAGAAGAGCUCCAAAGGUGGUGCCUUUGCCCCAGUUGGAGUGGGAAAGCCAGGUUCUGCUCCAAAAGCUGAACUGCCUUUCAAAUUGGAAUCUGAUUUGUUGGAGGAAUCGGGUUCAGAUCACUCCAGCCCAGCUCGAUUCAUCCCUCUUGCUGAUGAAGAAGGAGUUGAGGCAAUCCGUCUGGACACACUCGAAAAGGCGCCAGAUAAGCCUGAAGCUGUAACAAAAGAUGAAGUACCCAUAGAUUCCAAACCAACCGAAGAAGAUGCUGAGCCAAAGGAAAAGGAGGAUGUAGAAGAUGAGAAGGAUGAAGACUCAGAACGCUUGCUUGCUAAGAAGAAGCAGGCAAUGAUUGAAACAGAUCAGAAGAUUGAUGACACUGAAGGAGAUGGACCACCAGAGUUUGUCCAGCGCCUGCGGGACAUGACAGUAAAUGAUGGAGCUCGAGUUGUCUUGGAAGUCCAAAUAACUGGUGCACGGCCAAUGGAUGUUGGCUGGCUUCGUAAUGGACAAGACAUACCAGACAGUGAUGAGUUCCACUAUGUCAGCCGGGGCAACAUUCACCAGCUGGUGAUCGCCGAGGUCUUCCCUGAAGACUCUGGCAAAUACACUUGUGAAGCUCUGAAUGAUCAUGGCGAGGCAGACUGCCAAUGCACACUGAAUGUCAUAGAGGAGCCUAGUGUGAGUAUAAGUAUCAACGUGAGUCAAGACAUCACAGCGACAACCACCGACCAUCAAGCCAUCAUGGAUGAUGAGAACAUCCCUCCAGAGUUCUUUGAGGAACCCCAGUCUCAGACUGUGGAGGAAGGAGGGAUGGCACGCUUUGUGUGCGACGUGGAUGGGGAACCCAUCCCAACAGUUACAUGGUCAAAAGACGACGUACCAAUCAGAGAUGGAGGCCGCUUCCGGGUGUACUCGGACAAGUUCUCCCACACUUUUGAAAUUCCUGUUGCCCUGGCAACAGAUGAGGGAGAAUAUGUGUGUACAGCCACCAAUAAGGAGGGCCAGACCGAAUGCGGAUUCAGUCUGAGAGUUAUCCAGGAUCAGACAGCUGCUGUUGCAGACAAGCAAAUCAUUGAUGCGACUGGACCACAGUCCACUCCACCUGUCACUUCAUCUGAACCCAUUGCAAUCUUUGCACCUGUUGCACAAUCUGCUCCUGAUCAGGACAGUGAGGUGAUUGCUCAGUUUGAUGACACCAUGGAUGCUAUCGGUGAACCAGUUCGAUUCUCCUCCGAUUCAGAAGCACCCGUCUUUGUAGAAGAACUCCAAGACCAGGUGGUUGUUGAGGAAAGUGGGACAAACUUCCAGUGUCGAGUCACGGGCAAACCCCUGCCUGACAUCACCUGGUUCUUUGAAGGCCGACCAAUCAAAUCCUCCAAGUACUUCCAGAUGAGCGAGGAGGAUGACAUGUGCAUCCUGACCAUAGCAGAGGCAUACACCGAGGAUGCUGGGAAAUAUAGUUGCCAUGCCAACAAUGAGGCAGGGGAGGCAGUGACAUCAGCCAUGUUGGUGGUGCAUGAACCUGCCCCACCAGCUGACAUCACACCAUCCCCUGCAGCUGAAUCAAUCAGCCAACAAGCGCCCUCUUUUGACAAGAAAAUCCAGGACUGUGAAGCACAAGCCAAUAGCGAGGCUAGAUUUGAAUGCACUGUCAAAGGGACGCCCAUUCCUGAAACCAAAUGGUUCAAGAAUGGGAAACCCUUGAAGGAAGGCAUUCGUCACAAGCUAUCCCAAGGAGCAGACGGAGUCUGCUCACUUGUCAUCCCCAGAGCACAAAUUGAGGAUAGUGGCGACUAUGAAUGCAAUGCACAGAAUGCCAAUGGCGGUGCUUCAUGCAUAGCCAAGCUCAGCGUGAAAUCUUCAAAGAAGCUCCCCUUCUUGAACAAGUUUCAGCAAGACAGCUCAUCAUCCGGUAGUGGGCCAGGUGGCAAGAAGGGCCCCACAGGUCCCAGCCGAGGGAGCAGUGUCAUGGCAAGAGCACAGAUGUUUGGCAAGUAGAUCAGGCGGAAAUGGACAAAACAGUCAAGGCUGGUGACUUCUGACAGACCGGUUCAAACCAAGUUGCACCACUAAGUAAAAGACGGUUUCACUCAUUGGUUCAACAUUUGAACUCUUGCUUGGAUAGACAAGUGAGAAUGCGUAGUUAUUAUGUUGGAAUAGGUAAAUAAUCAAUGCAACAUUCUCUGUGACAAACACUUUCAUGAUUUUUAUAACUCUUUAAAAGCUCCUGUAUUUCAAUCACCAGCCUCCUGAACUCAAUCAGCCUCUUAUCUUGCCAAGAUUUGGCUCCAGACCGUCUUCCCGAUCGGACUUAACUUAUUCAUGUAUGUGGUUUCACUUUUUAUUUUUUGUUUAACUGUAUGUCUUGUUGAAAUGUUCAUGCUCAGUUAUGGUUAUACAAUGUAUUUAGAUUUAGACCUUUGAAUGGAUUUGUAGCAAAAGUGAUCUUUUAUAAGAAAUAAUCAGGUGAAAUCGUGCAGUAAGCACAACGAUUUUUAAACUUGACAGUGUACUAUAGGAAAACUAUAUGUUUCUUAUUCCAAAACAUGAAACAAGAUGUAAAUAAUUUUUUUGAACCUGAACUGACGGUGAAAGUUUAUAUUGUAAACCAAUGUGAAACUUGUUUGAAUAUGUUCCCGGCAGUAACCUGGAUGUAAAAAAAGUGAUUGUUCUUGAACAGUCACUUGUGAAAUUUUGCGUCUGUAAAAUUUUGUUUACUGCGGAACGUUUUUUGUAAAAUGGAUGACGUUGAUAUGCCGCGUUCCCACGACUCGACUUUUUCCCGACGUCUGUGAGAGUAACGCAGGCAUUUUUACAAUGACCAAGGAUCUCCACAGAAAUGUGUGAAGUCCUCCCAAUAAACUGGCUCUCGUUCUUAAGGGAACUGGAAGGGCUUGAUUGUAAUAGUACUUCAGGAGGAGAGGAGGAGGGCGCCCUCUAUCCUCCAAUGGAUGACAGUGUCGAAAAGGAAGCUGUGCUUCACUGAAACAUUCCGCUGUCACCGACUAUAAAAAGAGAUGACUUUUUGUAUCAGUGCCUUUUUAACAGAUUUUGAUGCACGAGGACAAACUCGGAAGACGUCAAAAUCAAAUAAACAUUCACGAAAGAGAAAAAAACACACUUGAUUGAACACAAUUCAUGCAGAGGUUGGGCUGCAUGAUCUGGGGAAGGCUUUGAAGGAAAUUGGACAGCAGUGUGGUGGUGCAUGUCCUAAAAAAUCCUCAGCCCUCCCCGAACAAACUUCACGUUCACUUUUUAUUUGGAUUCUUUUGGGGAAAGCUCUCUGACCGGAUUAAAACACCAUUUUAUUUCCUUUCCUGCUUUUGUUUUUUUGAAAUUCUGUUUUAUCUUUCUCACUUUCAUCGUCUAUUUGCAGACGUCAGUUUUUGAUCACUUGUUCCUUUCAGAAAUCUCCCAGAAAAGGCAGCAGUGAAGGCUUUCCUCUCUGUUUUGUUAAUUAAAUCUUCAUUAUCUCCUUGGUAAUGAUAUUUACUCGCUUAGUUUGGUUAAACGUAUGUGUACUGCAGUGAUUUGAAAAAAAUAAUAAUUAUAAUAUUCUUGGUCUGGCCUCCACAUGGUCACAGGACGUUUAAGUCUAGAUUGAAUCACCUGAUUUCGUGGUGGUAAUCUUGUGAUUCUCUGUAUCAUUGAACGUCAUCUGGGUGAAUCUUGUGGGCGUUAACAUCUUGAAUGGUAAUGGUGGUCAGAUCUUUCCUUGCAUCCCUCAGCUUCGUGUUUCUCCCAAGUAAUAGUUCUAUUUAUUGAAAGAAAAGUAAUAUUCUAAAACUGACCAGGGGCAAUAUUAUAUUGAACUUCCAUAAUCUUUAGUCGUACUUUUUUUCAAAAUCCUGUUCAUCCUCUGACAGGAAUGGAAAAAGACAACCAAAAAUAUGAUCCAGUCAGACAAGGAAUUCAAAAUGUCAUCACUCGUGAGUGUCCUUUGAUCUAACAAAAAAAAAAACAGCAGCUAACAAUGUAUCCAGACACUGUUUGAAAUCUAGAUAAAAUUAUUUUUAUCGCACAGCGUUCACGUUGGGUAGAAGUCAGGAUCACUCCUGCGAAACCUAUUCAUCGACAUUUUUUCGACUAGAAAAUUGAAAAACCUCCUCAUCAACUUUAAAUUAAUAUCAGAAAUCCUUGAAUUGAACUUAUAACCCUUUAUUCUGAUCAGUUCUUGAAUAUUUAACCGUUAAUGAAUGAAGACCCUGAUUUGUUGGUUUCCGCACUUGCACUUGCAUUCUGUUCGUCGAGUACUUUCUUAGAUGUAUUCGUGCCUAUUUAAUGAGCCCAGAUUCACGACUUUAAGAUUGAAAUGGAAUUAUCAAAGUAACCAAAAACGAAUCAAUGCACUGAAAGUACUGCCCGUAACAAAAAAGGAUUAUCGAAUUUUUAUUUGAUAAUGCAGUUGUUUUUUAGAUAGACCAGUACUUAUUUAUUUCAAAAGCACGUUUUUGAAUCAGGGUCUAUUUAAUGUUUCACUAUUGUUUUGUUAAAGCAUUGCACAUAGAUUUUAUCUAUUUAUUUAUUUAAAGUUUAUUUAUAGUAUCUUCUUAUUUCAUAGAACUGCCGUAUACCCCUCUAGUGCACUUCGUUAUUAAACGUGCAAUGCUCUUGAAAAAUUAA